AUGCACUCCAGUUCAGACCAAUCCCUCACCCGCUCUCUCACACCAAACCUCUAUUCCCCGUCCAGCCGUGGUCCAGGGGGUCAGACACACGUCCACUCCUCUCUGUCGCUCCCCGAACCUGAGGCCUGGAGGAAACCCAGCCCCGCAGCUCGUCAUGGCCUGGCACAAGGAGCCCGCUCCUGCUCCCUGCAGGUCCCGCACACGGCCCCGGAGUACCUCGGGCUGCCCCCUCGAGCCGCCAGCUUUGACGUGCCCUGCUGUCAUGAUGAAGUAUCUUCAGAUCAGGGUUCAGGGUCGCUGAGCCCGCACGCCAUGCUGCGGAGGAGAGGAGGACUGGUGGAGCAGAAGGACAUCAUCAUGGCUCACCAGGCUCACAAAAUCCAGAGCACACCGCAAGCCCGCAGGAAGGAGUGGGAGUAAGUAUAAAAGAGCUUCAGAAGCAAAGGAGUCCUCUUUAAUUAUACGUGUAAAGAUGAUAAAUCAGCAUGGAGGUGGAUGAAAGUGCCACUGUAAAAGAACCGCACACUUUUUAUGCUGUAUAUCUUCUCAACCUGUUGAACCUGUUUUUUGGUUUGCCUCUGCAGAAGUCACUGUAAAGCUAUUGCACUUUAUUAAAAUGUAAACAAGUCUGAAGGUUUUUGAAAGUUAUACAAUUGAUAAAAUGACUAACAGAUUUUACAGAAAAUUUAAAAAAAAAGUUGCCGAAUUUUUCUUUUGAAGUAUGAAAACCUCGCAGAUACUUGCUUAUGUCAGGUAGAUGCGUCAACAUCUAGAAUUUCCAGGAUCAUAAGUCAGUUUGUGUUUCAGCUCCAAAAAAAAAAACAACUUCCUCCUCCUAAUGAUGGGAUGUCUCACUCUCCCGAGUGCACAUUUUUUUUUUUUUUUUUUUUGUGCAGUGACUUUUUUUUUUUCACAGACAAGUGAAAAUCUAGAAAAUCAGGGAAAACUGUGGAGGGUGUGCGCAGCCCUGAUCUCGUUGUUGAGAGCCAAAAAUGAACAAGCCACUCAGUACUAAUCCAACAAGUGAGCAACAGGCAGUGUUAGUGCUUCUGUGCUUUUCGUGGGUCUUUGCAACAUGAAAUGAGUAAACAUCAUAACAGUUAUAAAAAUUGUUUCUGUUUUUUGGGUUUACUCGGCCUCAGACAGGAAACGGUCCAGAUCAGUUGUCACUGCCCUCACUGCAAAUGUAGCUCCAUUCAUCAGGUUUAAUUCGAGGAAGGAGGGACGGUAUUUGUUUCCUUUUGUUUUAAAAUAUCAACAAACUUCCACCUGAAUAAAAGCACUGGUUUGUCUGAUUAGGAGUUUUUGAUCCCCCUAGUGGUAAAAACUUGUAAGGUAUUUAGCAGGGAAAAAAUAUAAAGGUCACAAGGGGAGUUGUAGACCAACCAAGUAUUUGUUUGUUUACAUCUUCCCAAACAUUGUAUUGUAUAUUUUGAAGCUACAAUGAGUAUUAAAUCUGCAGCAACACUUAGAAAUCUGUGUUUUUGCUUCUAUCAGGCUUCGUAUCGCCUUUAGCAGCACAUUUCUCCACUUCACAUUACUACUCUACACAUUAAUAUUCCUCACACUGUUGCAGUGCCAUCUAUUGUCAUUGACAGUAUGAUGUGUAAAAAUUAGUGGAACAGUGUGCAUGUGCAUCCUUUUGCGUACGACCCCCUCUCACUUGUCCCGUAGUGCUGAUAGAGGUCAAAAAAAUCUCCACAGUGCUGAAAACAUUAAAGUUCAAGGGUUCAGAUGAUUAGCCAUGCUGGUUUGAAGUAUAACACUUGUCACUGUUGUGUUGUUGCUUAGCUGCAGAGUGCUUAUCUCACAUUGUGCCCCACUGUAAAAACACAUAUGCUGAAUCCUUUGUUUUCGGUAUUGUUGUACUUCCUCCAGUGAACCACAAAUGCUUUCAUCAGCUGUUGUGAUGUUGUUGUUGUUGUUAUUGUUUGUUGGGGUAUUUAUCCAUUUUAUUUCUAUAAUGCCUGUGUAACAUUAUUGGCUGCAGUCUCCUGUAAUCAGAUCUGGAUAGCAUAAUUAAUGGUGUAACCAAGGGUGCUUGCAGGUGAACUUUUGAACUCUGGAGCCAACAUUGCUCUGAUUAUCAGCUUCCCACCACUCCAGCAUGAAGUGGUACUCCAUCAGCGUAACCCCAACCCACGAACAAGCUCCCUCCCUCCCUCACUCCUACUCCUCCUCCUCCUCCUUCUCCAUCCUCUGAUUUCUUUUAAUUUUACCUCCACUACCCACUCCACAUCCACUUUACACUGCUAUGAUGUAAUUCUCUCCUCCUCUAUCCCUGCCUUCUCUUAUUCUGACAUGAGCAAACACAGUAAUAGUCUGCAAUCUGAUUUGUUUUCCCAUUUCCAUAUAAUCUGACUCGACUGCGUUUCCAUCUAUACCACACAGAGGUGUAAAACAUGAAACGGUGAGCUGAUGAAAAGCAGCUGCUCGUUGACUACUCUGCAUGUAUUGUGGUUAGUUGUCCAUUAGGGGAUGCUAGGGAAUCAAAGUAGGAGAGUAGCAGGGAGGCAGUAGAGGACAUUGUAUGAGCUGAACAGCAGAGUUCGGAUGUUGUUUGGCUUUUCUGACAUUUACAUUUCUGAGACGUUCUCAUACUGACUUUGAUUUGAGGAAAUAUCCCAGUUGAUUAGUGAUAUCAAAUGUCCACAUAAUAAGAUAUCUUUCAAGUGAGAUCAGCUGAUUUAUUACAAUGAACUUUUGAAGCUUCGCUGAUUAAUUUGAAACUUUUGUCAGCUUUAAUCUUCAGGGUUGUAAGACAGCUGAUUUACUUUAAAACCCCAACCACAAUGCAAAAUAUGCUUAAAGGUAAACUCAGACGAAUCCGCAACAAUAUGCAAUAAGUGGCAGUUAUUGGUGGAAUCAAACUGACAUAACUCAGUACUAGAGGAUGUCUGUUGCUAGGGAACAGAGAGAAAAAUAAAAUGCUAAAGCCACUCCAGUCAACGUUGGAUGAAAGCCUGGCUGCAAUUAUAUAAAUGCUCUUCAGAGUUCUGCCACAAAGCAGGUCCAUUAACGUUUAAACGCGCAGUGCCUGUCACCUGCUGCAGGGCUUCAUCUGUCUUCCUCCACUACAGUUUUUCCCAAGGUGUUCCUUGUUCAGCAGUAGAUAGGAACAGGUCUGUUUCCGAGAAACUACUUGUGUUUCGCAGAAGAGAGCUACUGUACCUUUAUCUUCAAAGUAUGAACCUUUUUUUUUUUCUUUUUUUUCGCUUUGCCUUCAUGUUUCAAAGUUUUCUCGGGCCCAAGCAAAUAGAAGCUUUUCUGCAGUUUACACAGCUAUUUUUAGCAGACUUUGAGUAGGCUGUGCUGGAGAGCAGAACAAAAGCAGACUCCAUGUGGUCAAUCUAUACAGUACAGUGGAUCAUCAUCAUACAGACAGGGCUGUGAUGUAGUGUGUCAGCUUCCUGAAGACGGCCAAUGACCUUGAUCAAAGUGUGUGUGUGCGUUUGUGUGUGUUUGUAUGUGUAUGUGUCUAAGUGUGUGUUGGGAGGAACAGAUUUCUGUAGGAUGAAAUUGCUCCAUUGUGCAACAUGGCUUUUGUUGGCAGAAAUGAAAAGAACGGAGCAGGAAUUCAAGAGAGCUAUGUCGCUAUGGAAACAACAGCAAAGAGAGCGCCGGAGACAGAGAUAGAAAGAGGGGAGAUAUUUUCUGUUUGCAGAGAUGGACAAAUAUUUGUUAGUUGGGCGUCAUACAAGUCGAUUAAGUUUAAUUGUUUCUAAUGAGCGCUUAUGUAACAAGUUCUUAAAGUGGAGAUGGGUGUGAGAUAUAUGUGUGUGUGUGUCACUUACAGUAAUCAAACUGACUGCUGAUUGCCACUCUGCUAUUUUUACACACUGCACUGAUAGAUCACUCUUGCCGUUGCGUUGCUCACCUGCUUUGCAUGAAGUGACACACCCCGCCUGCUUCAUGCAGAUGAGGAAGAGGAGGGAACAGAGUCACGGAUGGAGCCCAGUUAGGGACGUAUUCAUAGAUCCUGUUAAAUCAAUGAUUUUUGCCUCAUCUCCCCCAGAUCUCGACUGGUUUGCCAGGCAUACAUUUGUCACUCCCUCUUGGCUUGCUUUCACGACUACCACACCACCCCUCCUGUCAGAGCCUUGCCAGUCUGCGCUCUGCAAUACCUGCCUUGAUAUGUUUUUUAUGUCAGCUCUUCAAGUGGAAAGAGGUUGGGUUUGAUUUUGAUUGCUUUUAUUUAAACAGCAUCGAGCGGGCCCCCCCCCCCAGUUGAAUAAUCUGAUGUGUGUGGGGGCUGAAGUGGUCAUCUUGAGGGAACAGUGGGGAAGAGAGCAGAGCAGCAGAUGGAGCGAGAGAGCCCAGUUGCCUAAUGAGGUCUCACUUGUGGCACCGAGUGUGAAAAAGACCCUGCUUCUCUUCUCCGCUCCCUCAAAAAAGGGAGCAGCCCUAAGAUCUAUUUCAUGCUCUAUUUUUACCUCUCACUUUUACUCCAAUAUUAGCACAAUGGCCUACUUUUUAAAUGUUUUAAUAGUCUGUCUCCAUUAAUGAAAAUAUGACAAUGCUCUCUGAUUAUUAGAUCGUGAACAGCUCGUGCAAAAAAUGAGUCAAACCCCUGAUCUAUAAAUCGCCUUAAAUGUUAAGUCUCUUUCAUAUAUGCCCACUUGUUGCCCUUUUUUCUGUGCAUUGUGCUCUUUGUAUUGGUGUUAAAUGUAUUUUCACACUUGUUGUCUUGCUGCUGCACCCACUAACAUCUUUACAUAAUUGUUUUGGAGCCACAUACCCACACAUCCUGGUGCAUAUAGGCUCCCUUUUUUUUUUUUGUUUUUUGUAAGGCAAAUGUUUUUGUUCAUCCUCAGCAAACUCUAAUUGCUAUGGUAACAAAAUACAUGUACCUCCUCUCCAACCAGCCUCCAUUCAGAUGGAUUUUGAAAUCGCCAUCAUGACAUGUAACUGUGGGAGGAGGGGGCUCGUGCGCUCCUGGCUGCGUGAUAAUUCUUCCAGCAGGUGUUAGGAGUGAAAGAUGCUUCUGAUCUGGCGAUUCAAACAAGCUCUCUGACAACAUUUUUCAGCCUGAUUUAGACAUCAAUAUCUGACUCAGUUUUCUCAAAUACUGGUUCUAACGCGAUAACUGGGCUUCCUUUUUCGUACGAGAUCUUCCUUUUCUGUCAAGUUUUCUCGGUCGGGAAGAUGCGUAAAGUUUGCCAAGACUUGCCUCGGAGGUCUCCAUCUAGUUUGCGCAAAGUGAUUUGUGAUUUUUUCUGAUGAAAGCGAGUUUGGAUGUUCAUAGAAAAACAACAAGGUGUAAACUCAGUGGAUCUUUUUUUUCAUCCUUCUCUGCAGCUUGACUUUACAGACGCGCGCAUUAAAAGUUGCUCAGAGCUGAUUGUAAGGCAGAUGGGACAACAGAGAUGCUUUGGUUUUUCAGUCACCGAUAAACAAAUGGAUGUUUUGCCCCGUGCGUUAAAGUCAUUUGAAUCCUGUACUUUACUUCUUCACGUGGAUAUGGAGUGAAAAAAAAAAUCUACAACUUUUGGGGGGAAUUUUGGCGCUCGAAAAGCUGUCUUGUGGAUUGAAGGUGCAUCUUUUUUCCCCCCUCUCUUAACUUUACUUCACAUUUUUCUCCCUCCUUGAAACACUCUAAGCCGGCGGUGUCCUCAUCUCUUUGUAGAAUGGCUCGCUUCGGAGACGAGUCCGCUCCCACCACGGUGGACUCCGGGGAUGGGGACGUGGAGCGCAGCGGGGACGCACAGGACGCUGCAGCGGCGGGACUGACUGCCUCUAUGAAACAAGCCAAGGCGCAGCGGGCCCGGACCAUGGCUCUGUACAACCCCGUCCCCCACCGGCAGAACUGCCUCACCGUCAACAGGUCGCUCUUCAUAUUCGCAGAGGACAACAUCAUUAGGAAAUACGCACGGAAAAUCAUUGAGUGGCCAUAUCCUUCCAUAAAAAAUCAGGAGAGAUAAGUUGAAAGUUGUUUUCUCACUGGUGGCAAUAGAAAAUGCAUGGUGGUUUGCCGUCUGUUCAGCACCAUGGAGAGCGACAGACGGUAUGGCUGCAGCUUAAAAAUACAAAUCCCUACAAUCAAUGUCUGAAAAGUGCCAAAAGUGCGUUUAGGGGCCUUUUACCUCAAUACUGUCACUGUGUUUUGUGUGAUUUUAUUGUAUUUGCUUAUCUGCAGCGCAAACUCCAUCAAUCCAGCUUCCAGAUUGAAAAGCAGCACCUGAAUCAAACACACAACAUCUGAACUAAACCUCCUCUGCUAACUGUAACCUGCCCUGAUUAGACUCAUCUGUGGGCUCCAUGUGCUGGCAGCAAACACAAAGUUAGCAUGUGGUGAUCAUUAGAAGCGGCUCUGCUCACUGUGGGGGAGGCAUGUAGGCACAUCUCUUGCUUGCCUUAGUGCUCAUUGGAAUAUGAACCUGGCCAUGAGUAGGUGUCAGUUCAAAUCCAACAGGCAGUAUUUCUCUGCUUCCUGCUGCAGCAUUGGCCAACACUUUUUUUUUCUCUUUUCUGUUGAACUUCUGCAGAUCUAAGAAGGAUUAGCAGGGAAGUUACUUUACCUGAGGCAGCAGCACAGUCAGAUAAUGUUUACAUACAGUGCUGUAAAAGUCCCUCAUUUGUCUACCUAACAAUCUAUCUUUUUAAUACAUAUAUUUGCAUUUUUAUUCACCUGCAUUAGUAUUUUUCAUGAUAUAUAAGUAAAUAUGCAGGCCUUUCAGUGGUGUAAUCAGUUUAAAAACAUUAUUCAGUUGCCUCUCCUGCCCACUGCUCCUCCUGUCUUACACCCCCUUCAAUGCAACGUGCCAGUCUCCCACUGUUAUCUAACCACAGGCUCUGUGUGCUGUGUGGGAGUGGGUCUAGUGGUCAAGACUAGCUGGCCACUGGCAGCUUGGUAAUGUGACUGUCGGUAUCACAGAGGCAGAGGUAUGUGGGAGAGAGCUGGCCAGUAGUACUGUGGUGGAUUGUGGGCUGUAAAAGCAGCACAUGUCAGAGUAUUGACUGGAUGAGACCCAGAUAUUUGCGCUCGGUGUCCAAGUUCUCAGUGAAAACAGAUAUGGAUUCACAGCAGUGGUGUUUCUUUGAUGGUAAUGUUGCUGUAUGGACACAGUGGAGUGUUGCCACGGGACACUCUGGACUGUGAUUCCCCAGUUUAGGCCACAGUGUCUGCACCAAAGGGUAGAUCUUGGGAACCAGUGUUCCUACAUAUAAGAGAUCAUGUGUGAUGGGCAGGUUGUUAUAUUAAACCAUGAGCUACAGUAAGAAGUUUAUUAUAGUGUCAAUUUAACUGAUAAAGUGAAUUUGCAGUGAUUUGAUGAUUGACUAAUAGACAGUGAAAUCCAUAAAUGAGGCUGUGUGUUUUAACACAAUAAAAUAUAGACUGAUUGUAAUUCAUAAUGAUGGGAUUUUAAAAUUUUCCAUAGCCUCUGUAUAGCAGACCAUUAAUGAUUAUAAGCUGUAAAGAGAGACAGUGGUUUUCAUUGAUUUGCAUAAAACAAAAGACCACCUUUGGAGACUUGUGGGAUUGUGUUAUCUAUCAUUGUCCAUGAAUUACUGCCAGGGUAACAAUAUGAAUUUGACAAAAUUAAUUCAGAAGUUAGCUGCAGGGAGUCGUAGGAGUUUCAAACAACAAAUCUGAACUGUAUUUUUAUCAAGCAGUGAGUGCAGCCAGAAUAGAUCAGAAACGGCAGAAACGGUUUCUUCUGUAAUCAUUUAAAAAUCUUAAAUUCACUGAUUUCAUCUCCUGAAUUUUUCUUUUUCUUAUGUGAUUCUAAAGCUAAUCUUUUCGGGGGGUUGAACAGCUUUUUAACAAAACAAGCAUUUUGGGUCUUUGUAUAAUGAGUUACUGAUUUCCAUAUUGUGCUAAAAUUCAUGAAAGUCAAUGAGAGAUCAGAAAAUCAAGUUACGUAAAGUAUGCAUCAAGGCUAAGAAAGCGGUUAACAGUAGGGGAUCUGUCUCCAACACAUGCAUAAUCUCUGGUUAGCAUUGUAACAGGUAACAGGUAGUGACAGGGUGGGCGAGAUUUAUUAAGUAUUUCCCACUUUAGCUAUUUUUGACUGCUUUCAGUGGCAACAAUGUGGACUUGUCAAUGUGAGUCAGUGUUGCUCCCUGAGGCCCCCAUCACAGCUCUCCUCUGUGAAUCAGUGACCCCGUUUCUCUCAAGGCAGGAAAAUUAAUAACAAGAAGCAGCUGCCUCAUGGGAACUCCGACCACAGAGAGUCACAAGCACAAGUAUUGGGGAUCAUUGUCACACCAAGAGCAUGCUGGGUCAUAAGUAUACAUGUGCUGUCACAGAUUGAAGCUUUACUUUGAAGUUUAAGUUGAAGUUUUGGCAUAUUUGAAGAAACAGGGCUGCACCCACUUGUUAUCGGGAUUCUUGAUAAAUUUUUAAAGUUGUUGUGAAUGUCCCACAAAACUUUCAUGACAGCUCUAGAUGGCAUCACCAAAUCACCUUGUAAAUGUCAUCAACUUUGAGUACAAAACAUAAAGACAGUUAGGUUUGAGUGGAGACUGACAUAGAAGAAAGUCAUAACAGGUGAAAAAAAAUUUAUACUUUAUAGUAUUGACCAGCUCAACAUGCUGUUUUUAAUAUUUUAUUGCAAAUUACAACACCUGUUACUCAUUUUAAAAUUUGUAAAUCUCUAAUUUUGCAACAAAAUUUCUGAUUCAUAAACCUGAUGUUUUAUAUCAUCUGUCUAUAUUUGCAUCAGCUCUUGCAUCGAUUCUUUUGGUUCUCAGACUUUCCUACCUCAACCUUCCUGCUGAUGGUUAUUUUCAGUUAUGGCUCAGUGGAUAAAAUGAAAGAAAAAAAAAAAACAGAAUGUAAUGCCCAUUGCAGUUUUUCAAAGAUGAUCUGGACAUAUGACUGUUUGUCUAACCCAAUACUACAAACCAAGUGGCAGCUGUGACGUCGACUAGUCAGUGAUUGAGGAAUUCUGUCUGUCUUGUGACUUGAGAAGCAGAAAAGCAUUUAGAGUUAAGAAACAAUGUCUCACAGCAGACUGCUGGCUGCAGCAGACACCGGUUAAAGUUAAAUGUUGAGCUCAGGGUUGCAUUUCAACCGACUGUGUUUCAGCUUUUUCACUUAUACCACAUUUUUGAUUUUUGAACUUGAGCACGGCCCAUGGUGACUGCCUAGUUUAAAAAUUCAUCCUUUAAAAUGAACAGUUUCUGUUUUUUUUUUUUUUUUAGUUCAAUGUUUGUGGGUCUUUUAACAAUUUAAAUAUUGAUGUUUGCCGAGGUGCCACGAUCACGAUCAAAAUUGAUUCCAGAUCAAACGGUCCACGCUGGCUGCUCCUCUUUAGCAGCAAAAAGACUUGAAAGCUGUGAGUUUGUGGUGUGCUGUGGCGGAUUUGUACUUUGUGUAGUUCAACCAGCCAGGCCAAGGUGACCAUGCAGCGCUCUCUCUAAAUAUAUCUCUGCAUUUCUUUGUCUCUCUCUCUCUCUUUCUGUCCCUCUCAGUCUCUCAGUCUCCCUCUGUCUCCGUCUGUCUGUCUCUCUCUUUCUCCCUUGCUCUCUCUCCCCCUGACUUGCUCUUUUUCUCUUCAUGAAAAGCACUUUUAAAAGCAGGUUGCCAUGGAUACUGCAAUCUCUCUAACAGAUUGCUUCCAAUACCAGAGAAUAUGAACCGUGCCAUAAUUCAUCUGUCAUUUAAUCGUCCAUCCAUCUAUGCUUUUUUUGCCCUUUUCAUGGUAUCAUGCUCUCAUCUCUGGAAACAUCUCUGGAGUUUAGAAAAAUAAUAAUGUAUAGGUCCCUAAAAAAAUGAGCAUCAUGGGUUCUGUUGUUAAAUACAUGCUCAAGUGUUGUCUGUUAUGUGAUCAUGACUCCCUUAUAUAAACUCAGCAUCCUUGGAGUUAUCUCUAUAGGUUUGUUUUGCACUUACAGCGUGACAAAAGCCCUUUCCUUAACUUCAUGGCCUUUACACCAUUUGAGUACAUGAUCCUGGCCACCAUCACCGCCAACUGUGUUGUCCUGGCCUUGGAGCAGCACCUCCCCGGAGAGGACAAGACCCCCAUGGCAAAGAGACUGGUGAGGACAAAUUACCUUUUUUAUCUUCCCAACACAGAGAUGAGGGUUUGUGAUCAAGGACAUGAAAAAUAAAAAACAGACAACAGAGAAAUUUCAGGGACAAAUUGAAGUCUGGUGGUGAGGACAGAUAAUCAAGUGCUGCACUUAGAGACAGUGUGUUAGAGCUAGGAGGACCUAUUUCCAGAGAGAGGAAAUUCUCAUUAGUUUGGCUUUAUUAGUGUGCUAAUAAAGUGACUUUUUAAAAUCAUGUUUUAUUUGUUUUUAAUUUUCAAAAGGAAACGGGAGAGCCAAACUUAUAUAAAAGACAAACAAGCGUCAUCAUGUGGGCUUAGAUAGAUAGAUAGAUAGAUAGGAGACUAAAUUUAACUCAAAGUGGGUUAUAAAGUGGUGCCAAUGAAUUAGGGGUUUUACAUAUACUGUAUGUGACUCAUCUUUUAUAGAUUUACCUUUUGGCUUGGUGGUGUUGAGCUUAUCUUUAAUUUUGUCCAUAAAUGGUUCCCUUGUUCACUGAAAUUUAUCAGAGUCAUCUUUUAUAAACCUUAGUUUUUUCAAACCUGAGGUGCUGCAUCUUGUCUCCCAGCCAACGAGUCCAGCUUGAGGGAUGAUUUGAUUUUUACUGGAGGAGAAUCAGCCUUUUAACUCAAAGUUACAGAUUUUGUUAUUCUAAGAUCGGUAACUGAAAGGUCCUUGUUUUUUUUUUCUUUAGCAUUUGUCAGAUCAGGUUGGACUGCCAAACUGAAAACAUCAGACGGAGAGAGAUUUUGGAAAAUUGAGUUCCAACAAGUGGAAAGACUAUUGAAGUGUAUUUUACAGAAAACUUUAAGCUACAGUUAACUAUAACUCAUCCCACUGUGCAAUGCAAUGUCGAAAUGACAUCUAUUUAACGUAUUUUUUCGACAAUGAGGUACAAAUGUAGACGUCAUUUCAACGUCUAAAAGAGGUCCAAUAAUGACGUCUAAAUCUUGGAUCCGAUGUCUAGAUUUGGUCUUCAGAUGACGUCCAAAUUCUAAACAUCAGAGAGACGUCUAAAAAAGCUCCAAUUUGGACGUAGAAAUUUCUAACCUAUUUUGCACGUCGCACUGACAUCUAGAUGUGGUCUUUGAAGGACCGACCCAAUACUGACUUGAUCUGCACGUCUCUUCAACGUCCGAUGUUUGGUGGGAUACUCUUGAUUAAUGCCACAGCAGUUAGUCUUUGUCUAGAUUUAUCAAUUACACAUGCAGCCAAAGCAGCUGACUUUGAUGGAUGAACAACAAAAGUAGAUAUAUUCAACAAAGAACAGAAAGUCUGUGGUUUGUAGACACACACUAAGCAUUGUGUAGAAAAUUGUUUGAGAUGCCUUAAACAGUUGUAGAACUGCUGCAUAACGGCAAAACCAUCCUUGUCAGAGUUUCUGUAGACUGCUUCCUGUAUUUUUCAUUUAAGGGCCGAUAAACAUUAUGAUGCAACUUACAAGAUAUGCUUAAAAAACUUUAAAAGUUGUGAUAUGAAGGUAAUUGCUGUUCAUUAAUGCUGUUGAAAAAAGGUAUUUAUUUGUCUCCUGGUUUUCAAAAGCUCUUCCACGUUCUAAAUUUGAUGUGUAGAAAUCCAGCUUGUGGUUCCUCAAGGAGGUCCACCAUGUUUCAACAGUCUAUGAUGAUAUUUUAAUCAACCAAACACUUUAUUGAAUGUUGUUGAAUUUCCUCAGCCUGCCAUGAUUCAGACCCAUCUGGUUCUGAAAGAGUUACUUUGAGGUAGCUGAAGGUUUCAGUGCAUGCUCAGUACACUGUGAAGAAUUUGAACAGUCACCUUCAUUUACAUGUUGUGUCCCAUUCUGUUAUGCCCUCUCACUCUUUUCAACUAUGGUGAAAUAUCUCCCUUAAAAUAUCCUUUACAUUAAACAGCAGCGUACAUUUUUAAAACGGGGCUAACUUAAUGUCAAAACUCUGAGUCUGUUGUGUGAAAAGGUUUACAGUUGGACUGCUUCGCAAUCAAGAUUUAAUGUGUGAAGCCGAUGAAUCAAACCUAACACGCUGUCGUUUGUCAGUUGUACAUUGUUUGUACUGAGCUGACCCGUUUCUUGCACACACUUCCCACAGGAAAAGACAGAGCCCUACUUCAUUGGGAUCUUCUGCUUCGAAGCGGGGAUCAAGCUGGUGGCUCUUGGUUUUGUUUUCCAUAAAGGGUCGUACCUGAGGAACGGCUGGAACGUCAUGGACUUCAUAGUCGUUCUCAGUGGGUAAGUGAAAUAUCAGCCGGCCUCAAUGACCCUCAUAUCAACCUUUGUCUUUGUUUUAAAUAUCAUCCUCCUCAGAUUCCUAAAUUACUAUUUUCUUCAUGUGCUGAUGAAGCAGAUUUGGAAACAGUUCUUAAACACUUCACUGUAAAUAACGAACAGUUUGACCGUGGGCAAACCAAGUUGAUGCUUAGUGUCUGCACUUUGGCUUUUGUUUGGCAGUGGUGUCUUCUUACAGAAAACUUCUCACAAAGAUGUCCCACGGUUUGUCUUCUAUCAGAGUGAUUAAUAGAUCUUCCUCAUCGCAGUCUCGCUUGAAAAAAGGCCUAGGUGUGACUAAUAAAUUGACAAUGGCUCAGUUCCACCAGGUUUUCAUUACAGUGCCAGUUCCACCCCAGAGCUGGCUCACCUAAAUGGAACACAGCCAUUGUUAGGAUUAUUAAUUACAUCUGUACUUUUCUUAUUAUAGCAUGUGCUAAUGUCUGCUGUGUGAAGGGUAUAUUGGACCCUUGCUGUUAGAUGAGGAUUCAAGCAGUUGCUACUAUUGAAGAUGUCACUAAUAGUGGAUGUUUUGACUGCUAGAGGCUGGAGUUGUCAUAGUUAUCCCUCCUAUAUGUAUUAGUGUCCAUUACAGCUGCUCAGCAAGAUAAGACAUUUUGGCAUCUUUUUAUCUCCAAGUAGUACAAAACUGGAGCACAUUAUCAUCAUAGUUAGACAUAGCAGCAUCCUAAUCACAUGGUUUUUGUGAUUGGUCUAAAUCCAUUAAGCAAUGUCAAGGACAACCUGACCAUGCAUGUCAGACAAAUCAACCAAUCCAUGGAAGAGAGCAGAUUUCUUUUAUGAUUUCCUCUCUUCCUGUUGAUAUUGUGACACAAAUGUCAUUGUUAGGGUGAUUUUCUUCAGCCAGUCAUGUCAGCUUUUAAGGUGGUAGAGCUGUGUCACUCAAAUGCCUUGGAUUCUUUGGUGCUAGAUUUCUGGAGCCAUGGGCCUCCAACAGCUAUCCUCAACAAGGACCUUCUACCCAUGUUUAACAUCAUUCAGGCUCCCAAAAUAUGUUGUGUUUUGUUGUUACCCUACAUCAGUGGUUCUCGAGUCCAGUCCUCGAGUCCCCCCAGUCCUGCAUGUUUUGGAUGUUUCCCUGCUCCAACACACCUGAUUCAAAUGAUCAGCUCGUUAUUAAGCCAUUACAGAGCUUGAUAACGAGCCGAUCAUUUGAAUCAGGUGUGUUGGAGCAGGGAAAAGUCCAAAACACGCAGGACAGGGAGGCUCAAGGACUGGACUUGAGAACCACUGCCCUACAUGGACCUUCAGGUCAACAAGAUGCAAGCAGAAUGUUUGGAAACAUGGACGGCUUUAUAUACUUGAACAGUCUCAGACCGAUCUUUGUUACACCUGUGGCAUGAUGGAGCUGUAACCCUGAUCUACAACCAGUAAAGCUUGUCAAAGCGAUCAUUUGUGUGGAUCUUCCAUUUUUAAAGUGUGAACAUGGGCUAGGCAUCCUUUCAAUUAUUUAUGAUAGCUUUGUUUUUCAUCAUCAUCAUCAUCAUCAUCAUCAUCAUCAUCAUCAUCAUCAUCAUCAUCAUCAUCAUCAUCAUCAUCAUCAUCUUUUACUCUGGUGACAGGGUGGACCCUUCAUGAAGUAACACGCUCAUGUCCUUCAGUCGUAAUGCAGGGACAUGUUACCCAGUGCGGUGAUAUGGGUCACUUAUCUGACAACACUGGAGCUCUGUGGCACAAAGGAGCAAAAACACUGGGUCAGUGUUUGACCCAGUUAGUAUGUUUGAAGUUAGAAUCAAAUCAUGGUUGAUUUUGGCCUUUUCAUGAGUUUGUCGUGAGAAAAUAUAAAAGCUUUCCUGCCUUACAUGAACAAUCCUUUGCUGGCCGCAGUCGACUCGUUAGAUUCUUAGCUGAAGUUCUGUUGAAAUCAAAGCUCCUCUCAUUAAAAUGCAGAAUGUAUUUCCAGAAGAGUGGGUUUUUGUUUGUGCUGCUCUCUUUUAAUUUUGAAUACGGUCGGCUGAACUUUGGUUGAAUGAUGCACGACACACUUUAACGAUCGCAAAACACUGUUAAAAAAGGUUUUUAAAUUCAUCCACGGGAACUGAUUCUGCAACUGAGAAUUUAUUUGAACUCUACUAGGCUGUGGGUUAUGAACCAAAAGAUUAAUUUCAAGUCACUGAUUGUCAAAUAAAGUUGAUGCAUUCAUGCAUGUUUGAGCUGCUUCUGUUCCACUGAUCUGAUUUUGUUGUUUCACUUUAUCCUUAGAUGCCAUACCUCAUGUCUGACACAUGGUAUUUAAUGGUUGACCCUAUAGGCAGGUUUUUAAUUAUUGUAAAUCUGUUGAUGGCAUUUUUCUCUGUAAGCGUAUACAUUUACUCACCACAUACAUCCACGGGAAACACAACACAUAAUGCUCGAAAAUAUGUGUUUCCAUGGUAUACUCUGGCUCUGCAGCCAGCAAUAGGUGGGUGGAUAAGUGGAUUGGCAGUUGUGUCUAAAACCUGCUUCGGUUCGCCCCCAGGACCUCUGUGAAUUAAAUGUGAAUGCAUUGCUGAACAUGUUAUGCAAAAAUGUGAAAAGAAAGGAUGGUGGUGGAAAAAAAAUAAGAAGGAAGAAAAGAGAGGAAAACAAGGGGGAGGACGGAGGAUGAAGAGUUAAACCCAGGAAAAAAUGAGAUACUUCAUUUGUUCUCUUUUAAGCCUCGGAGUCAGCAAAUUAAUUUGCGCAGGAGUUUAACAUUGUUACCACCGGUGUGCUGUUGUUUGUGGCUAAGUGUACAGUAUUCAGCAUUCAGGGAAGAUUGCUGUUGGCACGUUGACAUCUCAUUUCAACCUGACACCCACAUCCUGCUUUUUUCCAGUAUAUCUUAUUUCUCUGUCUGUCUUUCUAGCUCCCAGUCUCUCUGCCUCUUACAUAAAAGGCACAUAUCAGCAUCACGUUUGCAAACCAUCUGAAUGCUGAACAGCUGUGUUGUUGACAGAUUUUCACAGAAUUCGCUGCUGUAAAGAGUUCAGUCGGUUUAAUAAUCUCUUCAGAAACAGAACUGGGCUGGUUGCUUUAGUUGGGGGACUUUGAAAUUGUCUCAUUAGACAUCGAUCUGAGUUUGCAUCAAAACAUUUCUUGUUUUCUGCCUUUCAAAAAAGAAAAAAAAUGUCUUGUUAGCCAAAAGGAACGGAGAGGAAAGAGAAAAAAGAUAUGUUUGCGACAAGUAACAGCUCAUUUACUCAGAAGGCUUUGGCUAGUUGUGGAUUUAUAACUUUUUUGAUGGGAAGAUGUAACAGGCAAGGAUGUCUGAAGAAACAUAAAAAUGUGCAAGAAUUGAAUAGAAAUAAUUCGCCUGGCUUUGAUUUGUACCCACCGCUUUAAAAAGGAAAGAAGCAUAGGUUUACAACUUAUACGACAGAAACAAACAAACACUGUGGCGUUACCUACUGGUGUUUGUUUGCCAUGUGCUCAAAAGCAGUGAUUGUGUCAACUUCGUUAGUGUAUUCAAACAUGUAAUAAACUAGUAAGAAGUGCUGUAUUCUUGUACCGGCCAAUCAUCAAGCCUACAAACAGUGAGUGUUAUCAAAAAUAGGGAUUUGGCGUAGGAUGUCACUUGAAGGCCGGUGGUACAAGUUGUGUAGGAGUUUGAUGGUGUUGUGAGUGAGAUGUAGUGUAGACCUGAUCUGAGUUCAUCUUUAAUGGUUUUCCUGCCUUUAAACAAUCUGCUGUGACUGUGAUUAUUUACUUCAUCUACUCUAAAGUGUGAAUGGAUUUUGUUCAGCAGCGUCCCGUCCUUGCUCACACACCAUUCUCUACAGCAAAUAAGCUACACUACUGAUUGUUGUAGUUUUACUCUGUGUGUGUGUACGAUUGUGCAGCAUUACAUGAAUCAAAUAAAAGCACACAGCAGAACGAGCACAAGGUCGACUGAAUGACACGUGGACUUUAUGUAAGAUUGUGCAUCGGGAGUUGGAGAUUGAACAGAUGAGGAUUUUUUUUUCUGUUACACAAAGCUCUCAGCUUUUAUAUAUAUAAGAAAGAGGUUUGGUAACACUUUAUUUGACGCCUGUCUCUAUAAUGCGUUAUAAAUAUAUGUAUAAUACGUUAUAAUCACGUUAUAACACUGUAUAACUAUAGUUAUAAACACUUAUAAAUGAUCAAAAUACUUUAUAGCAAUAAUCAUAACACAUUAUAAAGCAUUUUAUCAUGACUUACAAUGUCAGGUAUUAUGUAUUUUAACUGUUAAUAACAGUUGCAAUGCAUUAUCUAUGAGGGCAUUGUCAGUGAGUUGUUAACAGUUAUAAAACAUUAUAACACUUGAUCUUGUAAGUCAUGAUAAAAUGCUUUAUAAUGGGUUAUGAUAAAAUGCUAUAAGGCAUUAUAAUCAUUUAUGAGUGUUUAUAACUAUAGUUAUAAAGCACUAUAACAUGAUUAUUACGCAUUAUACAUAUAUUUGCGUUAUAGUGAGAGGCGUUGAGUAAAGUGUUACCAGAGGUUUUUAGCUCUUAAGAAGCUAAAACUACUUAUGCAUCAUAAAUAAUCAAACACCGCUCUGCCUGGUGAACCAACAGAGAAUUAUCACCUAUGUCUGCUUCCCCUCUCACCUUUAUGCAGGUGCAUUGUGGGUUUCAGCUCAUUGUUUAGCUGUUUAUUUGUUUUUCUGUUUUGGUUUGCUCUCACCGCCCUCGCAGCUGUGUUUUUUGGUCCCGGCAGGCAUGCUGUUUUCAGCAAAAGGCCUCGAAAUCCACUGUACACUACCUGCUCAGAAACAAACAGCGGGUAGGCACAGUUAGCAACUAACUGUUGAACAAAGGAGCAGCUGAAGAGCCAGAUAUUUCCCUCAAGAGUAGGUACAAAAAAGUCAAAUCAUAAACAAGUGAGCAGGAGAUGCUAGUGUACUAACUAAGGCAGGUCUCAAGUUUACAAAAAAAUCAACAAUAGUGUUGCCCCAGUUUUGCUGGAAAAGUAAAUUUGCAACUGUGCGCUUUGUAGUGCUCAUAAGCUGCAACCACAGCAAAAAGCAAUGAGCUCUUUAAAAUAUGAAACUAGAGUAAACUCCGCAGACUCCAGUGUCUAAUCUCAUGUUAAUCUUUGGAACCAUGUCACUUACAGUCUAAGAUGCACAAAGUUGUCAGUGUACUUUCUGCGGCUCACUGAUCAUCUCGCUUCAUUCCAGCCACAGCUGGUUGGUAACUGAUGACCUGGUUUCCUGCCACCUAUCUGACACAUUUUCUCCUAGCACAUAUGCUCCUCUCCCCUGUCUCUCUCUCUCGCUCUGUCAUACACACACACACACACACACAUAUCCACACUCACAAACAGACACACUGCGACUCUCACACACACUUGUGGCACGGCACAAGUAAGUCAGACUUAAAAGAAAACACACAUGUGUCAUAGGGGCCAGUUGGGAAUAAAAACCAGGCCACUGGGCCAACGCUGGCGGCAUUCAUUCCAUUUCAUAUUAAUGAAUUGCCAGAAGCGAAUCUGCUGGGACACUGAGCUCAAUUAAAAUCCCUAAUCUGAGUGAGGAGUGUGUAGCAAAAAAGGACCACAGCUAGAACAACGUACCCACAAACCAAUUUAAUUCAAUGGGAUUCCUAAAAUGGUCAAUUAUAUCCUGGGGCAGACAGACAGGCACAGGUGGAUUUGAUGCUUUGAUUAGCAAUAAAAUACCUCCCAAAUGACUUGUACGUGUGUGUGAGAGCGAGAAAGAACGUGUUGAAAGUACAAAUUAUUGCUGUCAAGACUGUUACCCUCAUCUGAACAUGAUUUCUUUUUAGACUCCCUCCCAAAACUUAAACUACAUUCUUCCUUUCCAAGCAUGCACACCUCCAUAUACGCAUGUGUGCGUGUGUUUUUAUGUACGUCGCUGUGAACAUCCCAUCAUGGAGCAUGAAGGAUCAGCUUUCACCAUUGCCCCAGUCUGCAGUCCCCUUUACUGUGUGACACUUAGCAAAAAUUGAUGCUCUUUUGACAAGAUGAAUAAUACAACUAGGUGGGAGUUAGGAGUGAUUCAUUAGCCAUCUGGCAUAAGGACAGACACACAGGAGCAAUGAGGGAAGUCUUUCUCCUGUGAGUCUAUCCUUUGCAUUGCAGUUUGCGCUCAUUUUAUUUAAUGUGGAAAUCCAAAAGAUGGGCGGAUAAACAGAAUGUAGGGCCCUGAUCAACAGUUCCUGACUCCAUCCCAGUACCUGUUUGUAAAGAAAAGUUCAUGUUCUUAGAUAAAUAAUAUAAUAGUUGUAGCAAUCUUAAGAAGAUAUGGGAGAAAGAUUGGUCUUGUACACUGGAUGGAAAACCAUGGGAAGGGAUCCUCUCCAACACUGAAGAAUACAUAAGAGAAGCCAGAGGCGAAUUUAUUCAGUAUAAAAUAAUUCAUAGAUAUUAUUGUACAGCAUCAAGACUUAACAGAAUGGGUUUGAUUAAUAAUGAUCUAUGUUGGAAAUGUGGGGCAGAAAGUAGCACAUUUAUUCAUGCAUUAUGGGACUGUUCUAAGAUCCUCCCCUUGUGGGAAAAAGUUAAAGACUAUAUGAGCAAAUCAUUAAAUUACGAACUUCCCAUAUCACCAAGAUUAUGUCUCCUUGGAGACAGAACUAUGGUGCCCCUGUUGAAUAAAAACUGUUUUAGAAUAUUAAAAAGUGGCCUAAUAACAUGUACGGACUAUUCUGAAGUGUUGGAAGGAACCCCAAGUUUUGGUAGACAGUUGUGUUAAAGGUGGGGUAGGCAGGAUCUGAGAAAGUGCCAGUUUUUGGGAGAAAUCUCGAAUGUAAACACUACCCCUCCCAACCAGUUUUCCCCUCAGCUCCUCCUCUCCCCUCCCUCUCUGCUCCAGUAAGUCCCGCCCACAAACGUUAUCGUUCCAAUUAAAUUCAGAUAUGAUGCAGAUAGAUACUUCAGAUAAUUACAAAUGGGGCCCAGUCAAUGUGAGAGUAAAAAGCAUUGGUGCUACUGUAGAUGCCAACAGACUACCAGCAAACAUAAUGUUUUCAGGACUUCUACAACCAGGAUAAAGUGACAUAGUCCAGGACCCGAGGUUAACAGUUUAGCGGUGCAACAAAACGCAGCAGGUCCCAUUUGACAAGAAACACUUCUGUUACAGACACUUGGCUUACUUUGUUAAAGUGGUUUACCUGUCCAGUAGAAAGGUUACAGGGUCUGGAAGACCCCCCCAUCAUUGUUGACUCAGCUUUUUUAGCUCUUGUCUGGGUGGUCUACCUCAAUUUUAAGCGUCGGUUGUUCCGCCAGAGUCUCUGGUAUUUACUUCGUUUUCUUGCUUGUGUCAGAGUUGUGGCCGAAGGAGGAUUCAGACACUUUUCUGUACUUUUUGGUUGGUUUCUACUGUCUGAUAUUGUAGCACGCUAACUUUGUUUGGGCCCCUGAACGACAUGGGGACCAGCGCCUGCUUCACAAGACGCUGGACAAUACACCUGGACACUGUGAUUGGUACCUACCAUUCUAGUGUGCUUUUUAAAUGGGCGCCAGCUUUGAGACUGUGUCCACCUAUGACAGAGGCCGGUAGAAACUAAUACAGGAAUUAAAAGUUAACUUCAAGAUUUCAUAAACACCAUGUUUUUUUAGGACAGCUCCAGGGGUCUCACCUCUAAUUUCAGUCUCAUAAUUGAACUGAGCAAACAAUAGCUUACAGUCCCAGGUGGGUUUUCUUUGGAAAAACAUGCACCCAGCCAUUUAUUCUAUGACUAAUAGUGAAUAAACGGUCUUUUUUUCCCCCCAAUGUAAUCCCAAUUGAACACAGCAGUAUUAGUGUUGCCAUUAGAUGGUUUAUUUUUAUACAGACUUAAUUCAAAGGUAUUAAUUUGUUUGUGCAUUAUGUUGAUGUUGCCUUAACUGCACAUUGCUUAUGCAGAGCUCUGCUUAAAUGGUGAACAACGUGAUGCUGCUGAUUACUUUAGUUUUUUUUUUUCUUUUUUUGUGGUGUUCUCAGUGUAGGUGGAGGUGUGUGGGAGAGGCUGCAUUUUGUGCAUGUAAUGAAUUCAUCCUCUCCAGAGCCAGUUUGGUAUAAUACUGUGCUGCAGUGCCUCACUUAAAGAGCAAAUGAGGAAGAGAUUAGCCUCUUGCUAUGAGCAUUAACUCGCUACUUUAAUGUAACAGAGCCGUAUGAGUUUGAGGCAUGAGUUUUUAGCUGUUUUUGACUGAGUAAUGAUAUUGGCAGGGAAGUGAGUUGUGAAAUUUGACAUUGUUCUCAGCAGUAAUUGAGCUACAAAUUGUUACUGUCAACAGUCAUUUCUGCAAAACAGUCAGUUGUUCUAACCAACUUGCCCAAAGGUGAGAAAAGAGUCUAAAUCUAGCAGGAUUUAGUGAUGUCAGAUUGGUUUGUUGGGUGUGCCUACCAUAAGCAGAGUUAGCACCACAGGCCUUUGGUCUUCAUCGCAGGUUCAUCCACUUACCUACUGUAUGUUGGCUGUAAAUUUCUGUGGUUGAGUGGUAUUAUGCCAGUUAAAGCAGACAUAGCCUGCAUACAACUUUAUCUGUCAAACCAUGCAGCGCUAUCAAUGAGAUAACAUUUUUGAGGUUGUGUUAAAGGUGGGGUAGGCAGGAUCGUAGGAAGUGACAGUUUUUGGGAGAAAUCUUGAAUGUAAACUCUACCCCUCCCAACCUGUUUUCCCCUCAGCUCCUCCUCUCCCCUCCCUCUCUGCUCAAGCAAGCCCCGCCCACAAACAGACGCUCCUGCUCCCAGUUAAAUUCAGAUAUAAUGCAGAUAAAUACUUUGGAUAAUUACAAAUGGGGCCCAGUCAACAUGAGAGUAAAAAGCAUUGGUGCUACUAUAGAUACCAACAGACUACCAGCAAACACAAUGUUUGCAGGACUUCUACAACUAGGAUAAAGUGACAUAGUCCAGGACCCGAGGUAAACAGAUUAGUAGCGCUACGACACACAGCAGGUCCCAUUUGACAAGAAACACUUCUGUUACAGACACUUGGCUUACUUUGUUAAAGUGGUUUACCUGUCCAGCAGAAAGGUUACAGGGUCUGGAAGAUCCCAAAACGUUCCCCAUCAUUGUUGACCCGGCUUGUUAGCUCUUGUCAGGUUGGUCUACCUCUGUUAUAAGCGCCCGUUAUUCCACCAGAGUCUCCGGUAUUUACUUCGUUUUAUUGCUUGUGUUGGCAGACAUGGCCAAAGGAGGAUUCAGACAAUUUUCGGUACUUCGGUUGGUUUCUACUGUCCGAUAUUGUAGCACGCUAACUUUGUUUGGUCUCGUGAACAUUAUUUAAGGACGUGGAGUGUGCCCCACAACAUGGGGGAGCAGCGCCCGCCUCACAACCAAUCAGGUUGGGGGAGGUGGAGAUUGGUUUUGAGUUUGACAUUGUUUCUUCUGUUAUUACUCUGGAAGUCAAGACAGUGAAUUUAAGAGAAAUAAUAGUAAUCAUGUUCUUCAAUUGUGUUAACAAGUUGAAGAUAAAAUGAAGAGGACCAAAAAUUGAACCCUGUGGAACAUCAAAUGAAGUUACGAAAAGCAUUUUAGCACCACCAACCCCCGUCCCACCCAAAAUUUAAGUUUAUCCGGCAGUCUUACAAAUCCCUGAAGAGGUUCAAUGUGAAUCCGCCCAUUCAGCUCCUCAGAUAAAGAGAAACAUUGGUAUGACUACGGAAGCUGGGAGGCCCUUACAAUGUUUGUUUGAAUGAUGACUGAUUGUGUCCGUGAAUUUUGUUCCUGCUGUGAAACAAUUUCCAAACCCAACAAAGGAAAAUGGCCUCUCUGUGAGUAGGGAUGAUUCAUAAGCUACCACAAGCAGACAGAAUAUUUGCUUUAAUUUUAAGGGAGCCUCCGCUGAAUUGUUGUGCUCAAAGUGCAUCCUUGAAGGAGCUGUGCUGCUGCCUGCCUUUGUUCAGGGUGUUUGGUUUGAAGGCUAUUUCUACAGACUCCCACUCCUCUGCUCCUGCUCUCUGUCUCAGUGUCUCUCGCUGUGUCAUCUCUUUGUCUGACUCACUCACUCACUCAUUUGCUCAUUCGCUCACUCACUUCAUACAUUUAGAUACACAGUAAAAACCAAUAACUCCAGGUAACCGCAGAAAUAGUCCAAACUAUUUCGUAGACUCCUUAGUGACAAAGUAUGACAAAAGAUAAAGCAAGAAGAACCAAUAGAAGUUACUUUAAUCAUGUCACAGUAAAGUACAGGCAUGCAUAGAUUAGCUUGUCCAGGGGAACAGCUAAGUUGAUGUCAGAUAAAUGCUAGCUUUAGGACAUUAACAUGCUCUUGAUGGUUAUACUAGCAUAGGCCCACUGACGUUUUUGUUCAAAGCGCCUGUACAGAACUUUCUGUCUGUGUUGAAUUUGGCGCCCCCUGUGGCCAAAGUGGAAACUUAUGUUGUUGUUAAUUUUUUUAAUUGAAAUUUGAGACUCACCUUGUGUAUUUUGUUGAGGGUAAGGUACCUUAGGCUGUUUCUUCAGCCUACCUACCCCUUCACAGCAGUUACAGGCAGUACAAAUUACAAUAUAGACGGUGUUUAUCUCAUCUUAAAUGGUCUCUUUUGCUCUUGUACAUCAUAGAAAUGCAUCACUGUUCAUUUCAGUCUGUCUCAUCACCCAUUAAAAACUCCUCAAAGGAGCUUUAACUCUUAAUGAUAAAUUUUCCAAUGAGACACAAGUUAGACUUUUUAAAAUUUUGUCUUGUACCUAUGUUUUUUUUUUUUUGCCAGGUGUCAAAUGUUCAGUUGAUCUUCACCUUUGUCAGAGCUCAUGGAUUACCAUUGAAGCUGCAUGGAAACAUCCUUUAACUCUUGAAAUCUGAACAGCCAAUAUAGCCCUCAUUGCAAAUCUCUGGGAGUUUGGGAGCAUAGGACAAAACAUGCAAAAGCUAACAUUGUUCACCGAAGAAUUUAUUUGGGAUGUUUGUACACAGUAAAAUGCCGUUUAUUUGACAUUAGGAGAACUCAUUUGCUCCCAAAACUGAAAGAAAAAUAAAUAUUUUAUUAUUGUGAAGCUUCGUUUCCUAAUUUUGAAAAUCCUAGCUUUGAGUACAGGGCAGAAAGAAAAUAAACUACAUAAACUGUGAAAACUUUUGAUCCUUUUAUAUGUGAAGCUUCAGUAUAGACGCAGCUGCUACGUCAGUUGUCCUAUUCUUGCUGUGAACUGUUGGAGAGAGGUCCUGAUCAUGGUGGUAUGGACAGUGAGCACUUUGAACCGCAUUUCUGUGUUUAUCUGCAGUAGUGGCAUCUCUCAUUCACUCACUCAUCCGGCCUCUCUCCCCUCCCACUGCUUUUCAGGAGAGAUUCUGCGUGGGCUUACACUCGAGUUUCUGCCAUGUGCUUUCUACCCCCCCACCCCCCUGCACACACACACACACACACACAAACAUAUACCCUCCCCCACACUUCCUAACACUGUCCAAAGAUUUUUAUGAGUUUGUAUAUUUGUACCUGUGUGAAACAGAAGGAGAAAUCUGGAUCGUUUUAUCUCCGCUCAAAUAUGACCGCGCAAAUUAGCAGUGGAUAUCAAUCCUCCCAUCUGUAACAGCGUUAGAGGUUACGAGCCACAAAAUUUGCUUUGGUGUAAAAUGUAGCCCAAAUGAAAAAGCUGGAUUUAGUUUAGGCAUUACCCUCUCCCAUUAGAAAAACUAAUAAAAUCCUGCUUUGGUUGGAUACAUUCAGAUGUGAUUUCUGGAACACAUUGGUAAAAUAUUGCCUGUUGGUUGCUCCUGCUGCUGUUUUUCAGUGUUUAUAUGUGUAGGUGGAGGGACAUCAAUGUGUGCGUGGGCGGAUGUGAGUAGAGAUGCCUGGCAGGUGUAUGUAGCUGUGCAUUCUUUGUCUCUCACCAUACAAGUCUGGUGCACUAAAUGGAUUCUCGGCACUGCUGCAUGACAUUGAAUCAGUUUAUUAUUUGCGAUUUUUUUUCCUUUGAAAUGAAUCACUUUCCAAAAAUAUGCUUGAGCUAGCUUCAUUUGUUUCCUUUUACCUAUUUCUGUAACUAAAUUAGUCAGACACCGCUGACAUAAAACAUUCAUCUCAUGACAGGAAAGGGAGACUUGGAACCAGAUUUAGCUGCUAACAGAGGCUGCUUCGUUUUAAUAAAUCCCUGUUGAUUUUUCUCUAUUUUAAGCUUGGUAUAUUUUCGUUUUAUGGCUGCCAUGUGUAAUUGCGCAAAUGAUAAGAGAUAAAUUCAGCUGUAUUUUUAGCCCAAAGGUCAAAAAGUAAUGAAUGAAGUAAAGUCUUUUCAUGAUGUGUGUGUUUGUUCUGUAGGAUUCUGGCCACAGCUGGCUCACACAUGAACAUCCCAGUAGACCUGCGGACUCUCAGGGCUGUGCGAGUGCUGAGGCCUCUCAAACUCGUCUCUGGGAUCCCCAGUGAGUUGAAUAUUGACUCCUAAUCUCGCUCUGUGAAGUUGUUUGAACUGGUGUAUUGCUUCGAAUGGCAAAUGACUAUUCUCUGUGUUAUCGCUAGAACAUUUUUAGAGUCAUAAAUCCAGGUGUUAAACACUGUCUAAUGCAUAAAAUCUCAAUUUUUAGCUCAUACAAAACCAUUUACACUUAUUCUAUUAUAAUGUAUGCCUCUAAUUCAGGGGUUCUGAUAUUUUUCAGCUUAGAAAUAAUGGUCCCCACUGUCCUUCAAGCUGGUUGAAUGUUGUUCACAGACAUGGGCAAGCACUAAGAGGCCAAUUCAAAUACAGACAGCAGACCAGCAUUAACACCAAAAACAGCCAAACAGCUUUGACAUUUUAUAGGGAUUUUAAAAAAGGCCAAAAGCAAAACAAUAUGAGCAAUCUUCAUGUUCACGCUGAAGCAGUGGUGCAACUUCUUAAUGAGCAAACGCACUGGUAAGUCUGUGCUCAUAUGUGAUUUUAUGGCUUCAUGCCAAGGAUACCUAAUUAAACUUGUUUGCAGAAAAUUAGCCCAUGUGCAUAUAAUGCUGUCGCUGAUUGAAAUUAAAACUGUUGUAAUCAACUUAGGGGUCAAAAAAAGCUGGAAACUACUUUUUUUAUCUGCAUGAUUUUAUCUAAACUUGAAUAUCUGUUUUGGCUGAUAUAUUUGCAAGAAUGUAUGAAAUAUGAGUUUUUUAUUAUUUAGUUUUGUUUAGAAGGCAUCUUGCCCAUAAGUGAAUCACAGCCCCCGCUUUGAGGCCACUGAUCUACAAGUUUGAGAACUUUUCUUGUGAAUCUCGAAGCAAGUGUUCAAUAGGAUUCUCUAACAUUUCAUUGAGCCAGCAGGCAAUAAAAUGGCAGUGUACACUCUAGCCUUUUUUGAAAAAUAGUAAGUUUUGACUUUGUGAAUUCUUUAAGGUCUGCAGAUUGUGCUGAAGUCCAUCAUGAAGGCUAUGAUCCCGCUGCUCCAGAUCGGCCUCCUCUUGUUCUUUGCAAUCCUCAUGUUCGCCAUCAUUGGUCUGGAGUUCUACAGCGGGAAGCUUCACCAAACCUGCCUGCCAUCUGUCGACAUCCUUGGUAUGGUCCAUACCUACACACACACACACACACAUGCACACAUACACACACACAGAGCUAACAGCCUUCCUAUUGUGAAGCGAAGUGGGCAGUCCGCGCAGCACAAGUGUUAUUGUUUUAGAUUCAUUUGUUGUUUGAAAAGUGUGAAAGUAAACAGUCAGACACAAUAGAAACAUUUGGAUUUGUUUCUGAGUUCGUAUGAAGGUUUCACCAAGAAUGGAACGUGACUGAAAACACCUCCUGAGAUAUUUUAUUGCUGUGCGGUUGGUUAAUUGGUAUAUUACAACAGCUUUCAGCCUCCUCAACAGUUUGAUUGUAUAAGAAUGGAUUUUGGCUUAACCAGCUCACCAUCUGCAGGCACCUUCUGUUCUUAGGUGCACCUGCUUUUAUCACAAUACCAGGGCUCGCAACAAGAUAACUGUUACCUUUGUUUUCUUAUAACUUAUGUCUGAAUUGGACUGAUUUACCAAAAGGUAUGUGUGGUUUGCUCUGUUCUCAGAGUGAACCACAGACGCUGCUUUGUUUUAAAACACGAUCCCAAUAACGGCGAGCUCUGAAGUAUUAUUAAAAAUGUUCCUGCUUAAUUAGGGAACAACCACUCUGUAAUCAUAUGGCACACCAUAGCAUUUACUGUCGUCCUUUCACUGUGGUCUUUUUUUCAAAGUGUGUAAAGAAGGAUGAAGAAACCUGAAUUAGUUCAAAAUAUCAGAUCCUCUCCCUUUUUUAUACUGUGAAGCUCCUGUAUAGAGUGGGAGCUUGUGAUGAUAUGGACUGUAAUUCAUACUGAUGGCUGUAUUUGACCCACAAAAGCAAACAAGACCGUAAAUGACAAGACUGACUGUUUCUAUAUUGUUAUAUUUAAUGUCUGGAACUAGCGCUGCGGGGUUCGUGUCAAACAAAGUGAUUGACAGGAUGCUGCCAAAAAAAGUCCUUUCAUUACAUUUUCACUGCAAAGAUUCAGUCACUUACUUAUUGUAUUUAAGUGAAUCCAACAGCCACUAGCUGAGGCUGUAGCUCCAUUUAAUAGAUCCUGCCACAAUGCUCAAAUGCUCUGCUGCUUGGAUGGAAAUAAGCACAGACAACUGAUGGCGUCUCAUCAUCAUCAUUUUCAGUAAGGAUAUGGAGAUAAAGUUGUAUGCUGAGUUUGGUUAAACUGACAUAUACCCACUUGACCAAAACAAUGCAUAAUGAGCAUUGCCAUGUGAAUUUCAGAUCAGAUCAGAUCAGAUCAGCUAGCCACACUCUGCAAACUAGUUUGACGUUACAGAUCCGCAUUGACAAAGAAUGCAUUUAGCAGAGUUUCAAUUACUAAACUUAAGACGGGAACAAGGACGAAAUUGUUUGUUUCGAACAUCCCUAUUGGCGACAUUUGGUAACAGUGACAAAGAAAGACUGCUUUCAACAGGCAGAAAUCUUAGACAGGACCAGACUCGUGUCAAACCCCCAUCUGCUGUGACUGUGUUGGGCUUGGUGGGCAAGAAGGAGAUGCAGAGAGAUGAACAAAUAAACAAAACAACAAUAACAACAACAACAACAACAACAGAUAAGACAGCUGCAAGUUUCCACAUCACCGUUGUGUAGAUUAUGUUUUGGACCAACCUCUGGCAUUAAGGCCACACUUUGAUGUUGGUGCUGCUAACUCAGAUUUAAUGAAGGUGAGGAAAGUUUCUAUCAGAUUAAACCAACUCAUUCUUCUCCUUUUAAACCCCAAUGACAUCAAUUGUCACUGUGAAGCUAGCAAUAAGAAAAACAUGUCUAAAGAAUAUAUAAUGUAAAGUUAAGAGCAUUAACAGUAGGUUAAAACAUAGUGAAUCUGUAUCUGGUGUGUUCAAUAUGUAGAAAAAAUCCAGUGAAAGGAGACAGGUUGUGCUUUUGAGAUUUUACAGAUGGUUUUACACAAAUGGAUGUGAAUUAUACAGUAUUCACAAACCAAAUGCAUCAUCACAGCUUGAUGUACAGAUUUUGUGUAUAGAAUUAACUCAACUAAGAUUUCUUUCUCCCCAGCUGCCCAGCUGAAAAAAAAAACAAAAAAAACAGUCUAUUACCGUGGACCAUAUUGGUUACCGUAUGUUUCUUCAUUUUAGACAAUGAGACUGUAGACUCAACAGAGUUGGCAUUUGCCUGUGGGGUGAGGAAGUGUCCUGAGGGUUACGACUGCAACGACACCUGGAUCGGACCCAACGACGGCAUCACACAGUUCGACAACAUCUUGUUCGCUGUACUGACUGUCUUCCAGUGCAUCACCAUGGAGGGAUGGACGGCUGUUCUGUAUAAUGUAAGCUCAGUCAGUCAGUCAGUCAGUCUUUAUUUAUAUGGCACCAACUGAGAUGCUUUAUUAAGAGCCCUAUUCUUCCAUGUAUUUCAAAGACUCAACAUCCAGAUUAUUUUUUAGGCAACUAAAGUGAUAAUGAGUCAAUGCUGUUGAUUUUAGACCAACGAUGCCUUGGGUCCCUCAUGGAACUGGGUGUACUUUAUCCCCCUAAUCAUUAUCGGCUCAUUCUUUGUCCUGAACCUGGUUUUGGGUGUCCUGUCUGGGUGAGUCUAACUCUUCUUGUGUGUACUCCUUUCCUGUUUCUGUCCGUAUCAUGCAUCAUGACCACAUUUUUUUUUUAUACUUCCUCCCUCAGAGAAUUUGCCAAGGAGAGAGAGCGGGUGGAGAACAGGCGUGCCUUCAUGAAACUUCGCCGGCAGCAGCAGGUGGAGCGAGAAUUGAACGGCUACAGAGCCUGGAUAGACAGGGCAGGUACUGGGACACACAUCUGAAGAUAUACACUCAUUGGUUCAGUGAUGUAAAGAUAUGCAGCUGUAAAGAGUGACCGCUAAUGAUUCAGUAUCUUCUGCUUAAAAGAAAACUUUUGUCUAGUUUACUAAACCACCUCUAAGUUAAAGUUUUUACCUUUUUUUGGCUGUUAAAUUAUAUUUCUGUUGAAUUAAAUGGCCACAAGAGAGAGCAUAAUGCCAAAUCAUUAUUUCAAAGAGUCAUUGAUUUAAUAUUUUAUUGAUGUACCGUUCCAGUCAUUUAACAGAUGAAUAGUAAUUCUUUUUUUCCAGCUGAUUUUGUAAAGUGAUCGCUCUGCUACAGACACUUUCAGACUCUUUUGGACCCGCAGUAGAGUCGCACAUCCACACACACACACACACACUGCAUUAAUAGCAAUCUACAUCGCUUGUCUCCCACGCAAUAAAGGGUGAGGAAAAGGUGAUACUGACUCACUGACUUAAAUUUGCGUGCGUGUUCAUACGUGCACGCGCACUUUUGUGUAUGCGAGAGAGCGCAUGUUUCUCUCUGCGUGGAUGUGGGAGAGUGUGGGAAGAGGAAGAGAGAAAAGAGAGCGGUAGAGGGAGAUUGGGCGAGCGUAACAGAGAAUAAGAGCUCUCUCUAAUCAAGGUCACGCCGGUCGCUCAAAGCACUCUCUGUCUUACAUCACUUUGGCCUCAGUUCCUGUAUGUGUUUGCAGACAUCCUAAAGAAUUGAAGGCCGGGAUAUCGAACAUUUCCAUGUCAGGUGGUUUAAACUACAUAAAGUGAAUCUCUAUAUAACCUCCCGUUUUAUUGUAUUACAGAGGAAGUGAUGCUGGCAGAGGAGAAUAAAAAUUCAGGGAGAUCGGCAUUGGAUGGUGAGUUUACACACCUGUUAGACACACAGUCUAUCACCUAUUUCACCCUAUUUCCCCUCGAUGAAUAAAAAUCACAGGGUAUGUGACGGACGCGGAAAACGUCUCAUUUGAACUGUCAGCGGAAACAUAUUUAACCUUGUUUCAGUCAACAUUUAACCACCUCUGUGCGGUAAGUGAUUGUGCAAGCUGCAGGUAACCAUAGCAACAAUAUUAAUGCCAGAUUUUUUUUUAUUGCCGAUUCAGUCUCAUUGGGGAAACUAAAGCGCUUUUUUUUUUUUUUUUUCAGACAAGCACCUCGUUACAUAAACAUGUUUGCGAUUUAACAUGUUGGUCUCAUGAGUCACUUUUACAUAAAAAAUCACAUCAUCAAUCUGACGUGGAUGGAUGCAAGUCAUGUUAAGACUCAUGGUCUCUGUAGAAUAUUUUUCAGUUCAGGAGAAAAAGAAACAGUGGAGCGAGACCGUUUAAGGUUAUAAAGACAGUCUUAUAUCUAUUUUUAAAUCUCUAUACGGAGAAGAAACCAAAAUACGAAUGACCAUAUUUAUUAUCCCACAUGCUGUCUCUGUUUUUGUAAAUCCAGUUUCUGUUAAUGUGUGCAGUGCAGUCAGACAUCAUUAAAAAGGCCCAAGAAUGACGUGAGAGACAUAAACAUGGCAAAUAAAUGAUGAAACAGUUACGCGUCUAUAACACUUAAUUAUUCAUAGGUAAUCAGUGGGAAAGUGCCUUUGAAGGUCACAGUGCUAUAAAUGGUAAAUGGACUAUAUUUAUAUAGCGCUGUCUCUAGUCCUCUGACCAUUCGCACACUGACAGCAGAGGCUGCUAUUUUAAGCGUAAUCAGUUUUGACUAAUCCGUUCACACACCACUGGGCGCAGCCAGUGGGGAGAGGUUGAGGUUGAGUUCCUUGGUCAAGGACACUUCAGCAUGUGGACAGCAACAUCUAGAAUCAAACCCCUGACCUUCCAAUUAAGAGGUGACCGUCCCCCACUCUACCACCUGUGACAAUUUGGUACAUGUCAUCUACACUCACUUCACUUCAGCUGUAUCGAUGAUAAGACAAAGGCCAAAACAUGAUCUUUAUAAAAGCCUCACUGUCGCUGAUACUAGUGCUGUUGUGUUCAACUGAUCGCAAACUCAUGUUGCUAUUUUGGCCUGAGUGUGCACCCCACAUGCAGAGGUUGUAGUCCUUAUUGCAGCAGUGAUUGUGGUCCAACCCCUGGCUGCAGCCCUUUGCUGUAUGUUGUCCCACAGUCUUUGCUCUGCACAUUUCUUGUCUUUCUUCAAGCUGUCCCAUCCAAUACAGAAAAUAGGCAUCCAAAAUAAUAACUCAAUAACAAUAGAUUAAUUAAUUAUAAAAAUGAAUCAAAUCAGCAUCCGUGCACUGCAUAAAUGUCUCAUUUAAGAGUCGAUGCACCCAAGUCAGCAUACAAAAAAAUGCAGCCAAGAGAGGUCAAGUGAUUUUUUAAGCUGUUCCCUCUCUAAGAAGAUUUUAGAUUUUAAAUAGUUAUAACAAAUAUGUACAUAUAAUACAUACCAGAUUACACAAUACAAUUGAAAAUAACAGAAAAGUGAAAAGGUUCCAAAAGUCUAGAAUACAGAUACAGUCUAAAUAUGAGUGUUUUCUGUGUUGCUGGAAUUUCCAUUAUGAUAUCCCUAAAUGUAAAGUUUGAAUGACCUGUAACUUUUGUGUAACUUUUUUAGUGUUAAAAAGAGCGAGUAAGAAGACCGGAGCACGGAGAGGAGCUCCGGGGGACGAAAAGUUUACAGACACGUCGACUGCCAGUGAGUGAAGAUCUUUUACUAUUUCAGUCUGCUGGGUUACUUUUUGCUUUGAUGGUAGUCACAUCCUGUAUCUCUCACCUCCAUUUCACCUCUUCCCCUCUAUCUUGCCUUCUUACUCUUGAUGCUUUUCUACCAUCUUUAUCUCUCAGGCAUGUCCAGAUCCAGGAUGAACUUCCGCAGCGGUCGGCGCGGCCCUGCUGCCUACCUGCGGCGUAAAGAGCGUAUGCUACGUAUCUCCAUCCGCCGCAUGGUGAAGACAGACACUUUCUAUCUGAUGGUGCUCAGUCUUGUGGCUCUGAACACUAUCUGUGUAGCCAUCGUCCAUCACAACCAGCCUGACUGGCUGACCAUCUUCCUCUGUGGGUUUGAGUUUUGAGCUUUUCUAAAAUGUAGGACCUUGAAAAUAACUGGAGUGACAUCUGAUAAAGGCAAUAUUCCUGUGUCGACAGCUGUCUUCUUAUCCUUUUGUUUAAUUGCUUUUUUUAUUUGUUUCUUUAUCUUCAGACUAUGCAGAGUUUGUUUUCCUCGGGCUGUUUUUGGCUGAGAUGUUUUUGAAAAUGUAUGGUCUGGGUUUCCGGCUCUACUUUCACUCAUCCUUCAACUGCUUCGACUGUGGGGUGAGGUCUUUCGCCAUUUAUUCUAUCGCCAUGUUAUACAAGGAAAUUUAUAUUAAAAAGGGAAAUGUCAUUUUUCUCCAAUUAAGUAUCUACACUGCCCUGUCACUGCAAUAUACAUGCACAUUGUACCUUACGUUUUCAAGGGACAGGUUAAAGGCAGCUGUAUCUUGUUGUAUUUGAAACAAAUACUUGUAUAUUUGAAUAGAGACUUUCUACGUGGUGCAUCAAGUAGAAGUGGAAAUAUUUUGCAGUAUCUGUCAGUGAGAUUUCAGAUUCUAGCAAAUGCCUCUUUGCUCACCCGUCUCCCUAAUGGUCUUAGAAAACAGAAAGCUGCUGUUAUGCAUGAAAGAUAUGAUCCAAGAUUUUACCACCAGUACAGAGACAGGACCAUCACCCUCUUCUUCUUCUUUGUCCUCCAAGCUGUAUAUUCAGCAGUCAACUAAUGAAUACAUAAUUAGUCAUUAUUAGUCAUUAUAAGUAUGUCCCUUCUGUGCUACUGUAGAAACAGAGGAUGGCUGCCACCUGCUCCUUAUGUAAACAAAAUUUUUUAUUCUAAGCUUUUAAAAACAUAAUAUAUAAUACUCAGGUAAAUAUACACUGAAUAAAUACAAUUUUAUGUCUUAUUCCAUUUCCACUGAGUCUGCUCUACUAACUGCCACUAAAAUAUUACAUACUGCACCUUUAAAAAUGGUGGAUUCCUGAUAAACAUCUGUUUGAGGGGACCUGAUUUGGUUCAUGAACAGGUGCUAUCAUGAACAGCAGCUUUGGGUUUUACUCUCACCUGCUGCAUUUAACCCCCCCCCCCACACACACACACACACACACACACACACACACACACACACAUACACACACACCUGUCAAAUAGGAUCAAAAUAAUCUCAAACAAUGACAGAAUAAAUGAAUAUGUUUGUAAUAAUUAUGUUAUUCUGUCAGUUGUGAGCUUAAACUCAUUAUAUGAUUUAUAACCCGUGUGCUCCUAACCGUUCUUAAAAUGUUUUUUAUGAAUGGUCAGGCAGAAUCUUUGGGAAACUGUUUGUUGAACUGGUUUGCAGGUCAUUGUGGGCAGCAUCUUUGAAGUGGUUUGGGGCUUCUUCCGGCCCGGCAUGUCCUUUGGGAUCAGUGUGCUGAGAGCGCUGAGACUCCUGAGAAUCUUCAAGAUCACAAAGUAAGGAUCUUUUUAUAAAUGAAUACAUAAGGGUGUCAGCUGAAUUGUAUUCUUUGAUUUUAGAGAUGCACAACCAUCACUCUAUUCUUCUAAGACAAUGACACUAAGCAUAUGCUGGUUACAAAUUGGUGUAACUGGUGUACUUUGCAGAGACAAAUACUAUGUGGUUUCCUCCUGUCAGGUACUGGGCAUCUCUCAGGAACCUGGUUGUGUCCCUCAUGAGCUCAAUGAAGUCUAUCAUCAGCCUGCUGUUUCUUCUCUUCCUCUUCAUCGUGGUGUUUGCUCUGCUGGGGAUGCAGCUUUUUGGAGGAAGGUGGGUAAAGCCUUCAGGGCUUCAAAACUGAAACCCUCAUUUUCUUAGUUCUGGGCACAGCUUUCUUUUGAUAUAUCAUUUUAACCUACAUAUCCGAUCACACUGCUGUCUUUGAAAUGCCUACUACACCCUGCAAACGGAACUGCAGUUUCUUCAAUGGUGUGUAUGAUGAAGAGGAGAGGAAAUGAUAUGUCCGGAUGAAAAUAGCUUCGCGUCCUCCUCCUCCUCUGCUUCCUCCUCCUCUUCCUAUUCUUCCCUGGUCAUAUCUGACCCUGCUUUCUAUCUGCCUUCCCUCUAGGUUCAUCUUUGAAGAUUACACUCCCACCAACUUUGACACAUUUCCAGCUGCCAUCAUGACAGUGUUUCAGGUUUGGCUCCCACAGAUCCCCUCGUUCUGCCUGCUCUCCAUGACACAUUGCACCCUGGGAUAUUUCUCACCCCAGGCGCAGAUUAAACAACUCUGCUCACUCGCUCCCUACCCCCUGCCUCCGCUAUCAUCCCACACAUCCGUGCACACAUAUGCGCACAUGAAUAUCAGACAAGUGAAACGUGAACAAAUCCACAUCAGAUCUGCUACAAAACCAGCCGUACUGUGAAGGACUGUUUGAUCAGCACACAUAGUAAUGACUUACCCUGCUGCCAUUUUAAUAGCUUAUUCUGAACUGGUUUGCAUGCAGAGGACACGGAUCCUGUUUCAAGUCAUUUUAAAACAUAUGUCUCUCCACAGAUGGGAGUAAUGUAGUGAUUUAUGCAAAAUGUUCUUUGCAUUAACCUGCAGAUUUUGACUGGUGAGGACUGGAACGAGGUGAUGUACAACGGGAUUCGCUCUCAGGGUGGGGUGCAGUAUGGCAUGUGGUCAUCCAUCUACUUCAUAGUGCUCACCCUUUUUGGAAACUGUAUCCUUUCUCAACUUUUGAUAGUAGUCAGGAUAAAUGCGGUGUAAUGUGAGUAGGGGACUACUCCAUCAUAGGUUAUUCAAAAUUUGACUAGGAUAAAAUCACAGAGCCACAAGAAUACUAUUAGAAUGGAUAAUAUCCGAAUCAUAGACUGUGUAUACUAUGGACAACUUGGUUCUGCCUUUGGCCAGUAUUUGGAUUUGAAGCCAAAAAGCUCUGUAAUUUUGCGUUUUUUCUCCAUUUCCUGUAACCAACAUUGAGCAGUAGCAUUGUACGCAUUCAGCGGGAGAGUUUGCUGAGAGUCACUGGGAUGACACUCGACUCAAACAGCGUAACCCCCGGGUGGCAAUAUUUUUUUUUUGUAGGACAGUAGGGGAAAGUCCCGCCUCCUUCGCCUCUGAUUGGCUAGAAAAGCUGGAAACGUCAUCACACCCUCAAACCAAAUGCAGGCUGUCGGCUGUGUACAUCAAACAGAACAUUACUGUACUACUGAAUCUCCUAACUCUAGACCCUAACCCGACAGAAGGUGACGUUUCACAGCCAUUAGGAAUAACCAAUCGGAGCCUAGCUCUUCUAGCCAAUCAGAGGCGAAGGAGGGUGGGACCUUCUCCUACCAUCCUACAAAAAAAAAAAUUUGCCCGCGGGUGGGCUACACAAUCUUCGCACACCCAUAGGCUGUAUCAAGUGCCAAUUAUAGAAAACAUAAACCCCUGAAUCACUUUUAAAAAUAGAGCUGUGCAGGAAAAAGAGGACUUGAACACAAACCAGUCUCACGGUAACUACAUGUCAACAUCGCAAGCAGGGGGGAGAAAAAUUUAUAUUCUGUGUGAUAACUUUUUAAAGUUUGUCCACAGCUCCAUAGGGAUUGCUGGAGGAGGCGGGAUUUAUGACCUAUACUGCAGCCUGUCACCAGAGGGUGCUGUUCUCGGGGCGGCUUCCCCUAGCGAGGAGGCAGAUGUCGUCCAUUUUAUAUACAGUCUAUGGUCCAAACACUGUUCCUCCACCCAAGUAUUACAUUGUUAUCAUUAUAUUGACAUUCACUGUGUAGAUCGGGGUUUUAAAAUGCGAUAAAACAAUGAGCCUUAGUGUGACUUUUGUAACUCCACUUCAGUUUAUCUUUUUAUGAAAGACAGAGGGAAGUACACAAACACACACACACGAACACGAUAGGCUCCUACAGGUGUGUUUUUCUUAACAGCCUCCAUGACAGACACACUGCUGAAUGUCUUCUUGGCUAUCGCUGUGGAUAAUCUCGCCAACGCACAGGAACUGACAAAGGUUUGUACUAUCUUUACCUCAGUGUUGGCAGUUGACCAACUUUUUUUUUAUAAAUAUAUAUAGUACACACCUUUAGGGAUGUACCUUACAAGUGUAAUAUAUAACAGAUAUAGAUGCAUUUCUGGUGUUACACUGGAAUAUUGAGUAUAUGUGAAUUUUAAUUUCAUUUUCUUUUAACAGGAUGAGGAGGAGGAGGAGGAGUUCUUCAACCAGAGAUACGCCAGAGGCAGAGACGGUCUAAUAUCUGAGUAAGUUUUUGCAGCUUUUAGACAACAGAAAAAGGCUUCCAGAGAGGAGAGAUGGAAUGAGCAUUUACAGCUCUGAGGAAGCUCUCAGCCGUCAGAGUAAGACUGAUUCUCAGAUCAGGUCUCCUCUUGAGUAAAAGGAAGUUUCUGAUUGGGCCAAAAAUUGCUUCCUCUUUUUGGCAUCAAAGUGGGGAGUCUUAGUCUUAUUCAGAUACAGAAGUAAUCAAUAUACUCAUCCUUAUUGAAAAGGACGUGUUUGAAUAUUGGGGUCAAGAUGUCACCAAUGUUACUGAUAGUGAACUUUCUGAGAACCAGUUUCUUCUGCUGCAUGGGGAAUGCCAGAUUAGAAGGCAUGAAUUACAGUGUGGAUGACAUGAUAAUGAAUGUUUACUGAAUGUGCCUGAUUUCAAAGCAUGACCCUUUUGCUACAAGGCAAUUUUGAGAAAUUACGUGCCUGUAAACAGCACAAGAACCAGGCAGGUAGUGCUUUUAAGCUAUUGGGGGGCUGUUUGAAUUUUCCAUGUUUCGCUGAGCCAAGAGGAGGCACAUUUUGGAGCAUGUUAGAGGACUGUGAGAAUGAAACUACAAAAGUACAUGGCUCAUCAGGGGAAUGAUAACCGGAAUACUUAAAUGGCCACCAUGUAAGAGGUCUUGAGUAUAAACAGAGCCACAUGACACAUCUCUUUCAGAGCGCUGGCUUGGCUUGGUGAGAACUGUAUUCAAAAUUUCGCAUGCUUUUACACCAUUAACCACAAACUGAUUCAGCGUUUCUAUCACUUGCCAGGUUUUUUCUCAAACCAAAUCACAUCAAUACAAACUGAAACAUUUGACUGUUUUUUUAAAUGAUUGAUUGCUAAACAAACAAAACCGUUAGUGGGGGCUUUUUUUUUGCAUUUAUAACAACAGAUUUCUGUUUUCUAAGCAGGUCCCUCCACAAAGUUAAAAAGACAAAUCUUCCACUGUCACUGAAGUAGUUGUUGUAUACGUUACAGUAAAAACACACGCUGCACAGACUCUGACUUUGUAGAGGAGACACUGAGUGUAUCAUUUGUCUGUUACAUAUUUGAAUGUCAGUCUUGUUUUUGUUGCAGCUAUCAAGAUGCUGAUUUGGACGUGUAUGACUGUGUUUGCUGGUUCCAUCACAUUGUCUUGUUUUUUAUGCCUGUUAUGUGAUACUGAACAAAAUGAUAGCAAUUACUCUGUUAGCUCUGGAGUCGCUUCAAUACCAAAUAUUAUUCCGUUUUAAUCACCAAAAGAUCAGCACUUCUUGAAUUGACAUACCCGCAGAGUUUUACCGUAAGAAAAACUUGUAUAAUCUUUAGCUUCAGGUUGCAUCCCCCUCUACAAAUUUUGUUCUGUGUCACAACAAAUGUUCUGUGUAUGUUGUAAAACACUAAUGUCUUGUUUUCGAAUAAUCACUCAUUGAUUACAUGGACAACUAAAGAAUCUGAACACCAGUAAGUAUGAUUGUAUGCAUCCCUGUCUCACAGAUUUCCUACCUUUAGUUCCCUCACUCAGUUAUCAAAAUUAUGUUCUCGAUGUUACACUAGUUGUAUUUGUAUUUCAAUCCUUGCACCUUGCCCUUUUUUUGUUCUGGUGGUUUUUCGUUUUUAUUCUUGUCUUUUAAUCUGUCCUAUCCUCUCAGGUAAUUUUUCAGUUUCUGGAUGUAUUUUUAAUUUGUAGUUUGGAGUAUUUUGCUUGAGUAUUUUUCCAUGGGAUUUCUUUUCUGUUUCUGAUUUAACUAACAUUAAAAUUCACAGAAAAGGUCUGUCCUUUUCUUGCAACUUGUUUUUGGUUAUUAUUUGAUAAAGCUGGUAUGCUACUUGGACGUAGUCUCGAUGUUUUUGUCACCAGUGUCUUAAAUUUUGGCUUGUUCAGACAUGAAAUUGAUGUGAACUAUAUUGUGGUUCUUAGUGGGAGGAGAAGACCCUACCUAUACAGGAAACGAGCCAUUCACAGAGGACGGCCAAACUUCCCAGAGGACCCAGAUGGUGCACCCGGGGCCGCAGAUGAACAGCCUCUCAAUGGUGCAAAACCUUUUUCAAACCGCCGUGAGAGGAGACGAAAGGUCAACAUGUCGGUGUGGGAGCAGAGAGCCAAUCAGCUACGCAAACGUCGCCAGAUGGCGAGUAGAGAGGAACUUUUUGCCAGCCCCACCGAGGACACCGCCGAAACCCCUACUGCUGCCCACCAUCCCGCCACCAUCUCCCCAGAGGCCAGCCCAGCUCACCUGCCUGAGUCCCCCAUGUCUGUCGGGAUGCCCCUCCCCGAGCCCCCUAUGUCCAUCUCCAUUCCCAUGCCAGAGCCUCCUACAGCCGAGCCUCUGGUCAACCUGAAUGAGGACAAAUCAGGAGGAGGAAAUCACAGAGCCACAGGAGGGGGAAGGCACAGGAUGGCCCGCAAGUUCAGACCCAGUCAGGGGCCGGACGAAGGGGCCAGACACAGACGCCACCGUCAUCGGGAAGCUCGACCAGAAGCCAAGAGUCUGGACUGUUCCCAAGUGCCACAUGAGGUGCUGCAAGUGAGACGGUCGCUCAGCCAAGAGAGGAGGGUACUGGAUGAGAGGGAGGAGAAAUCAGAGGCGGAAAGAGGGUCAGUUCAAGACGACUGUGGAACAACCAUCAUUAACCCGUAUGCAGAAGUUGGAGAAGACAACAGAAGGUAAGCUCAUUCUUAUGUUUCUCUGAUGGAGACAUUUUCCUAAAGAGUGAAUGACAAGUCUCUCACAAUCCAAAGCACAUUUUUACAUUCGUGUCUCUACCUUGUUAUUUAAUCCCUCUUCCUCCUGUGUGCUACUAUCUGCUGAAGGCUAUUUUGAUUGAAAUGUCAACAAAUGAUUUCGCCCCAUAAAAGGAAAACACCUUGACGUUUCUCUUUUUAGCUUUUUUCAAAUGAUGAGAGAAAGGUAAUAUGUAUAUAUUCUACUCAUUUAAUCUCACUGAAAUACGAUCCCCUUAAAUGAGGCGAAGGUGAAAAAACUACACCAUCACUUGAACUUGACAAAGUAGCUGCCGAGGGCAAACACUUCAGACUCUGUUUGGCGUGUCCUCUUUUUGACUCACAGUAGUAUAUCUCUUUAUAGUUCCAGGAAAAAGGUAUAGAGCUAAUGCUAAAAGUGCUCCGCUAGGCGAGACAGCAGUAUGCAGAAAUUUGUAGUAACACUUUAAGGUACACAAAAUUACAGUAGUUAAUGAGGAACUAAUCAAGAACUAAUGAGGAACUAAUGAGUAGUUACUGAGCAACUGAGGUACUCAAAGUUAGAGUAUAGUUACUGAGGGGCUAAGGUACACAAAAUUAGAGUAGUUAUUGAGGAACUAAUAAGUAACUAACUAUUAGUUAAUGGCCAGUUCUUCAAGAACUCCUGACCAGAUUUCAGUGGAGUAGUUACUGAGGAACUAAGUAGGAACUCAUGGAGAGGAUGUGCCAGGUUGUCCUGGACGGUACACAUGGCCAUGAUGAAGUAAUGAUUCAGUACUCAUAAACUAGUACUUACGAUGUCAUACUUUAAGGUACACAAAAAGGUAGGUAAUGACUAAGUAAUAGUUAGUUCCUCAGUGACUAAUUUGUUCCUUGUUAGUUCUUUUUUAUGUUCCUGAUUUGCUCCUCAGUAACUAUUCAUUAGUUCCCCACUAACUACUCCUCUGAUAUUUGAUCAGAGGUUACUGAAACUCUGACUAUUUAAUAGUUACUUUAUCGUUAUUUCCUCACUAACUACUUCUCUGAAAUUUGAUCAGGGGUUACUGAAGAGCUGACUAUUAACAAAUAGUUAGUUUAUUAUUACUUCCUCAGUAACUACUCUAAUUUCGUGUACUUAAGUUCCUUAGUAACUGGUCAUUAGUUCCUCAUUAGUUAUAAUAAUGCAUCAGAUUUUAUAGUGCUUUAUCAGAGCUCCUCAAAGUGCUUGACAUUGGAUACAUCAUUCAUUCGCUCACACACUCACACCUCGGUGGUAGUAAACUAGUAGUCAUCUUAGUAGUCUCUUACCAUCACCACACAACACUCACAAUCAUACACUAGUGGAGGACACACUGGGAGCAAGGUGGUUAAGUGUCUUGCCCAAGGACACAAUGGACAGACUAGGGACAGAGGGAAUCAAACCAUCAACCGCUCUACCUCCUGAGCUACCUGUAGUCUUUCUCAGUAACUACUACAUUGUUGUGUACCUUAUUGUAAAGUGUUACCAACUUUGUAAUACAUAAAAAAAGCCAACAUUCAUGGGUUAACCAUGAAACUUCAGCUUCUUAGCAUGCUAACAGAUGCACAUUUUAUUAAAUAAUUUAUCUGAUAGACACCCUGGUCAGAAGUGGAUUACAAUGAAAUACCCACCAAUGCCAAGAAAACAUACUUAGAUACUUGUUGAACUGAUUUAAGCUUUUCUUCCCCGUGUCAGAUCCACUCUGCCCGGUGCCGACAUCCCUGAGCCUCCCCAGUGCGAUCAGCUGCUGGACUGUUCCUGGUCCGAGCAGGGUGAAGGUAGACACACAGACCAGUACCAGCCCGUGGAGUCCGCCUUAGAGGCCACGGAGUACACUGUGAGGACCAUUGAGUCAGAAAGCCGCCCUGUCUCCCUCAAACGUAAUAAAACCAACCUGGAAGGAAGCGUGGCCAUCGAAAUGUCAGCACAGCCACUACUGGAGCUCACGCCCAUGACAGGUAACGCCGUGACUACUCUCACCGCAGUCACACUGUUUCACUGAGCAUCAUCAAGUGGGAUUAAGCGUCGGUAUCACUCUGUCUCACCGUGUGUAGGUGUUCCUGACAUCUGAUAAAGAGUGCCACACUUUUUUUUUUUUUUUUUGAUGCAUCUAUUGUGCCGGUGACUCACAUUCUUUCUCUUUUCGUAGCAGUCCACGAAACCGCUUAAACAUUCACUUCUCUCAAAUCUCCGUCUGGGUUUUAGUGAACAGUAAAGAGUUGGAGGCAUACAGCUCCGACCAGAAGGAUGAUGAUGAUGAUGAUGAUGAAACGGAAGAUGAGGAGCCUCCCAUUCCUCCUAAACCUGUAGCUCCAGACAGCAUGUUUAUCUUCAAAGCCUCCAACCCGUAAGAUAAAACUAGUCCAGAGAAUCAUUUUCAGUGUAUGAUAUUUAACUCUUCGAAUCACUGUUGACUUCUUACCUUCUGCUGAUUUGCAGUAUCAGGAGGAUAUGCCACUAUGUAGUCACGAUGCGCUACUUUGAGAUGACCAUCCUCCUUGUGAUCGUGGCGAGCAGCAUUGCUCUGGCUGCAGAGGACCCUGUGUGCACAAAUUCAGACAGAAAUAAGGUAAAAUCAACGGAGAUCUCACCAUUUUAAGAUUAUACAUGAUUGUGCCAGACACCAGCCUGAGGUCAGCUCAUUUAAGCUGCAAAAUCAAGAUAGGCGACACAACAAUUUGAACACGUCAGCAAACAAACAUGUUAAUAGCUGUUACUCACAGCAAACAAAUCUGCCAUCACAAGUACAAAGACUGUGAAAUUUAGCUGUUUUAAAAACACGAAUAGACGAGAAUCUAUUCAGCAAUGCUGAUUGUUCCUCCAGUGAUUGUUGUGUGUGAAGUAGCCUUCAAGUUAAGGUUCAUUUGUCUCCAAAUUUCUCCCUCAGAAAAGAAAUUCUUUGAAAAGAACAAAAUAUUUAAAAAAAUAUAAAUCCAACAUACUCUUUUGACACCAAGGAGGACAUUUAUUUGCCUCAGGUUGGCUGUUUGAUCUCUAGUUGACAUAACACUGUCUCAGCAACAAUGUGUCGUGACACAUUUGGUUUCACGCACAUCCAAGGUGACAAUCAGCAGCUUUGACUGGGACAUCGCUGUGCAAAUUGUUUUUCACAGUUUUAUUACAACUCAGCUUCAUGAAAAGUGUCAAGCGUGACCGGAUGAGCACAAAGUAGUAGAUCGACAUUGUAGCUGGCUUCACUGCUGGCAGAGAAACAGAGUCAAGAUACACACAAAGACACAUUUGAAAUGUCAGUCAUUUUCUAUAGUUGGAUGGCAUCCCCACAGGCCCUGAAAAGACAUCUGUCUGAAGAUAUGUUUUUUAUGGUGGCUGUGCAGCUGUUGAAACAGAGCAGUAACACUUACAAAGAAGCUAAAAGAUUCACAUUUGAUCCAUUUAUUUUUACAUUUUAGCCCUGGUGAAGUGAUGCCUCCCUCAACACCGUUGUUUGGUUCGGUUACAGGCUCAAAAACCUUUUCUUUUUACUGCAUUAAACCACUAUUACCUGUGAUCCUUGGUGGUGUAAGAGGUGAAUCAGGCUCCUCACUUUCAAUCUGCACUGAGGUCUUGCAUCCUGUUAAUAAUGUACUCUUUAAAGGGCAAUUCCACUCAGCUCUGUAAUGUGUUUGAUUCUGCCAGAGAGGGAAGAGGUUGCAUCUUGAGAGUCAUGAUCUGUAUUUCAGACAAAAAUUCAGAAUAUCUAGCCUGUAACUUGAAGAUAUGUUUCUAUACUCUUAAGAUGGGGCGAUAUUACUGCAAAUGCUGCUCAAUAUUUCUAUGAAUCUUCUUUGCCUGUCAGCAGAUCCAUAAUUUUUAAAGCGCUCUUGCAUAUUCCUCCUACUUCUGUGGCAGUGUUUGUUUCCUGAGGCUAUGGUUUGCAUAGAUCUCACUAAUAUAGCCUUAGAAAGUGUCUAUUCAAAAGAAGUGGCUUUGAGUUGAUCUGUGUCUUUUUGUCUUUUAUUGGUGUUACUCUACACUUGUUGUGAUCCAGGUCCUGCGUUAUUUUGAUUAUGUCUUCACCGGAGUCUUCACUUUUGAAAUGAUCAUCAAGGUGAGUGACUGAAGCAUGUUUCAAUAUAGAUCGCACUCUUUUAAAGAACUCUUAUCAACUCAUCAUGAACUCCGAGGUAUUUAAAUCCCUGUGUAUCUGUGUGUGUGCUUGUACAUAUUUACCUUACAGAUGAUAGACCAGGGUCUCAUUCUGCACGACGGCUCUUACUUCCGAGACAUGUGGAACAUCCUGGACUUCAUCGUGGUGGUGGGAGCUCUCAUUGCCUUUGCUCUAACGUGAGUCACCGUAUAGUGCCGCCUGUUGAUGACUAAUGACUGACUCACUGCAGCAAAUCGUUUUCUGAGCAUACAAUAUUGUUAUAAACGACCUUCCUUUAAAGACCCGUUUUUCAAAAAAAGCAGUCUGGUCCAAUGACAAAGGAGCAGCUCUUAACUGAUGGCAUGCCUGGGUCUGUGAAGCGUGUAACUCAGAUUUAACUGUUGGUAUGGAUUUCUGUGUAAUUUGGGAGAAUUCACAUGGGCGAGAUGUGUCAUGAGUGCUGUUAAAAAGCCUCGACUGUAUUUGUUUCUGUUGUCGUUCCCAGCCCAAGUGUGACGGAUAACUGACUAAACCUUUUUUCCGCCUUCUGUUGUACUGUACAGGACUGUACUGUGGAUUUCUCUGUUGUGAAUAUAACUGUGAUCUUCUGAGCUUUGCUCACAGUGAUUCUUUUUUUAUGCCUCGAUUUUUUUUCUCUGUUGUUCCUGUGGAUUUUAUCACUGUUGGGGCUACCAGGAAUGUGAUGGGGUAAAAAUUUCUGUCACACUAAAUGUCAAUGUCUUCCAUAAGCUUAAAAUGUAGAUCUUUAAUUUUUGUUUGUAUUUAUUUUUGACUUGUUUUUGUCAUGUCUUUUAAAUCUCACCAAUAUGUUUCAGGGGUUCAAUGUUGGACUAAUAGGCUUCCCUAAAAAAAACACUCUCGCCUUUCUAGUUCUACCCUCUUUUUUUGCUGAUUGACAUAAACAGGUUUUUAAGCUCAAAAUAAAUCCUAACCUUAUGUCUCAAUGCACACACUGCUGAUAUUUUGUUUGAUAAAGAUAAAAUCAAAUAAAUUGUGUAAUUCAAUGUGAUGCCCUUGAUAGGAGAAAAUUAGUUGGCACUACGCAAAAAUACUCACAUAUUUAAAAAACUACCGCUCACCUUUUUUCAGUACAUUAAUACAAAUAUGAUAAGAGCAGGUGAAGAAAUUAAAUUAAUUUUAACCCAAAUUUAAGCUUCAAAUAAAUCAGUGAGGUUUUCCCUUAAUUAUAACAAACUGAAAUAGAUAGAGGGACGCACAGACACGUACAAAUACACACAAAGAAAUAAAAGUGUAAAAGCCAUAUCACACUGGUAUGUUUUUUACAAAAACCCGGAUUUGUGUUCACAAAGACUUAGUUAAGAAUUACAAAUAAAUGAUCAGCAUUUUAACCCCUGACACCUGCUGGGCUUUCUACAAACACUCUCAAGAUGAACUUCUGUUUUCCACUGCACUUUUUUUAUAUGCACUACUAUCACCAUUUUGAUUUGACUGUUUGUCCCUUCUUUCACUGUUAUAAAUGUAACCAGACCGUGUCUUCUUGUGCCUUUAGCUCGAGUUUACAGCCAUAUCUCUAAGUGCUUUAUUUCAAUGUCAACAGAAACAACAAAGGCAGAGACAUCAAAACAAUCAAGUCUCUCAGAGUUCUGAGAGUUCUGCGGCCUCUUAAAACCAUCAAGAGGCUCCCGAAACUCAAGGUACGGUGUAAAAGUUUGCACGCGCUCUGCUGUAUUUUGAUUUCUGGCGGUAUUUCACAGACGUCUGACGGGUUGCUCUUCUCUGCAGGCUGUCUUUGACUGUGUGGUCACAUCUCUGAAGAACGUCUUCAACAUCCUCAUCGUGUACCAGCUCUUCAUGUUCAUCUUUGCCGUCAUUGCUGUGCAGCUCUUCAAGGGGAGGUUCUUCUACUGCACCGACAGCUCUAUGAACACUGAGAAAGAAUGCCAGUGAGUGACUGUGACUGAAAAACGCUCCACAUUUUAAAUAGGGGCAGGGUAAUACUUCAAGUAGUGAAGGUCCUGUCCUCAAUAUUGUACUUAAGUAAAGGCUAAAAUAUCCAGAAGUCAAAUUUCUUAUAAUGCAAUGUUGCUGAUAAUCAAGGUUAGCUUGUUUGCUGGGGGAGUUAACAAACUGAGAGGAAAUAGUGUCAUUUUCCAGACUUCCAUGCUAUAGGACUACUUUCUGCAACCGGUUGAAUCGCCCCCUGCUGGGCCAUUUAAGAAAAAGUCAAUGUGGUGGACUGCAAAGCUUCACUUCUAGACAUUAAUAGUGCAAAGGCAGGACAGGGUGUUAUCUCUCUUCAUUUGAAGUUGAAGUUGAGUUUAGUGAGUCAAUGACCCGUGGACUGCUCUGUUUCCUACAGAGGCUACUACAUCGACUACAGCAGAGACAAGAAGGAGGUGAAGAGACGAGAGUGGAGGAGACACGAGUUUCACUAUGACAACGUCUGCUGGGCGCUCCUUACGCUUUUUACUGUCUCGACUGGAGAGGGAUGGCCUCAGUAAGUAGAUUAAUACUAAAAAAAAAAAAAAAAACACUUCAGCAGUAUGACCUUCAUAAUCUGCCAGAUGAGCGAAACAUUUCUGUUCACUCGCCUGGAAAAGAUCAUUUAAAUCUCCUCAUUUCCUGCCAGGGUCCUGCAGCACUCCACCGAUGUGACAGAGGAGAACAUCGGGCCGAGUCGAGGAAACCGGAUGGAGAUGUCUGUUUUCUACGUGGUCUACUUUGUGGUCUUCCCGUUCUUCUUCGUCAACAUCUUCGUGGCUUUGAUCAUCAUCACCUUCCAGGAGCAGGGCGACAAGAUGAUCCAGGAGUGCAGCCUGGAGAAGAAUGAGGUGUGGACGAGUUAAACACAGUCGCACAGAAGAAGCAUUCACAUAUGUCCACUUAACAUCUCUGUGUAUUUGAUUUUUGUUUUUUUAUCUCCACCAGAGAGCUUGCAUAGACUUCGCCAUCAGCGCAAAGCCGAUGACCCGCUACAUGCCCCAGAACAGACAAACGUUCCAGUACAGACUCUGGCACUUUGUGGCUUCACCCUCUUUUGAGUACACAGUGCUGGUCAUGAUCGCUCUCAACACUGUGGUCCUCAUGAUGAAGGUAAAAAUGAGGAAAUUAAGAAACAUUCUCUUAUGCUCUCCACCCAAGCCCUCCCUCACCUUCUUUCUCCCUAAAUCACAGUCACUUCUUCACAUUCAUUUGUAUUUUUAUCUGUUAUACACUAUUCAACUGGUACAAUAAUUCUUUUUAUUAUUAUUGCAUAUAACUGCUUAAAAGCUGUUUUGUAAAAAUCCAUUUUAACAUGAGAAUGUCUUUAAGUGAUUCACAGCUGUAUUUUUAGAAAGAAAAAGUAAAACAUUUCAACAAUCUGAACUGAACCUCUGAUCCUCUCAUCAGACUCCUUUACUUUCUCAGUUGAGCCACUGGUUCAAUUUACCCCAGAACUACUAUUAUGACUUCAUUCGUCCUCUUAGCUAAAAUGGUGGACUUCUAUGUUAGGUUUUUGACCUCAUGUUGUAGCUCAUCGAUACAAUUGAUGUUUAAAACAAAUUUAAAAUGAUCUUUUUUGGUCUGAACACAAUUCUAAUCAAACUUAUGACAGACUAAAUUCACUUUCAAGAGUGAAAAACGUUUUUUUUUUCUUGUAAAUAAAUGUCUAACCUCUUCACCCAUGUGCUUCUGACCUUCACAGACUCCAUGAAUUGAUGCCCAUCUUCUAAAUAUUUAGUCCCAUGAGCAAUGUCUUUUACCAUUUCCAAGCAACCCUUUAGCUCAACUUACCCCACUCUCCCUAUAUCCAAAUGUUAACCAUACUGUCUCUUUUCACUUAGUACCAUUCGGCCCCGACAGCCUACGACACAGUCCUGAAACACCUCAACACAGCCUUCACCGUCCUCUUCUCUUUGGAGUGUAUCUUAAAGAUUAUGGCGUUUGGUUUUGUGGUAAGUCUUUAAAAUAAAAGAGGAAAACUCGACAAAGUAGAAUUUGUCUUCUCCAGUCGUAAGAAUUCAAACAUUUUUCUUUCCUUUGCCACAGAACUACUUUCGAGACACUUGGAAUAUUUUUGAUUUCAUCACUGUUCUUGGCAGCAUCACUGAGAUAAUUGUGGAUUUACAGGUAAGCGACUGCCAAGACAGUUUUUUCUCACUUUCACACUGUGGUGACCCAAAAUAAAAGCGCCGGAAAUAUCCGGCUCUAAACACAGCGUUUUUGUUUUUUUUUCUGUCCGAGUCUCCUGGUGUGCUGCGAUCCCUGCCUCCUGACACAACUUAAGUCAUGUUGUGAUGAAUCUUGCCAUCUGUGUUUUUACAUCAUGCCUCUGCCGUCUGUCUGCCACUCUCUCUCUCUCUCUCUCUCUCCUUCCUCUCGUGUCGCCCUCUCUCCAACUACCCAUGCUUGUUUUCCUAGUCUGUGAACACAAUCAACAUGAGUUUCCUGAAGCUUUUCCGGGCAGCCAGGUUGAUCAAGCUGCUGAGACAAGGAUACACCAUCCGAAUACUGCUGUGGACGUUUGUACAAUCUUUUAAGGUCACGUUUCAGUCAGCGUCUUCUCACAUGCCACUUGAUGAUUUUGUGAUUUUGUCAAUAAAACUUGAACUUUUGUGACAAGUUGAAGUCACGUCUUUGCUUUCUUUCUUUUCUCCAACAGGCUCUACCGUACGUCUGUCUCCUUAUUGCGAUGCUUUUCUUCAUAUACGCCAUUAUUGGAAUGCAGGUAUCCUCUCUCUAAUGUAUUAAAAUCUACAUAUUAGACCACCAUAGCUCUACUUAGAGUAGUUUUAGUUUUUCAUGCUCAGAUUACAGAAUUACUUUUUAUUCUGGACUGCAACUGCUUGAGAAAAUAGAGAUCCAGUUGACCACACAGCUCACCUUCCUGGUGGUUCUGUCGUUUUCUGCAGGUAUUUGGAAACAUCAAACUCAAUGAUGAGAGUCACAUCAAUCAACACAACAACUUUAAGACCUUUUUCAGUGCGCUGAUGCUGCUCUUCAGGUGGGUUCACCGGGAAACAUCCUCUGAGCUUAACGCCUUCAGUUUCACUCCUUCAAAAUGGAUCUUGAUGUGACUUCAGCCCGUCAUGUGUCUUUGUUUUACCUCCAGGAGUGCCACUGGGGAGUCCUGGCAGGAGAUUAUGCUUUCGUGUCUCUCAGGUCAGGAGUGUGAGCCCGACCCUUCCAUGGCCCCCUUUACUCUGUCUCCAGACCACGAAGGAGGCUGCGGGACCGACUUUGCUUACUGCUACUUCGUCUCAUUUAUCUUCUUCAGCUCCUUCUUGGUAUUCACUCUCACAAAUACGCUCAUUUUGUACUGUUUCCCCACUUUUCUGACCACAUCUUUCCUCUCUUCACUUCCCUUUUCAGAUGCUGAACCUGUUUGUGGCUGUGAUCAUGGAUAACUUUGAGUAUCUCACGAGAGACUCCUCCAUCCUGGGUCCACAUCACCUCGAUGAGUUUGUUCGUAUCUGGGGGGAGUAUGACCGUCUGGCGUGGUAAGACCUUAAUCCUCACGCAUUUUCACAUCUACUUCAUUUUCACUGAAUCAACAGUCAUGUUCUAUAUUUAUCCAGCAGAGGGCCAUAGAAGAGUGUGGGAUGGUUGUGCAUUUUUAAGUGCAGUGAGCCUCAAGCUGAUAUGAUUCAAGUCUAAAAGAGCUCUCAGAGUUCACAGCGCUGACAUCUUUUAGCAGGAAAGAAAAGUUGUAAAUAUGUCAAAUGUAAAAUUAGCUCAAGAACCUGAAGGGAAACUUGUGCCACUCUUUAAACUGACUUCACUCAUCCCUCCUGUGUUUCCUUUAAAGUGGUCGUAUCCACUACACCGCCAUGUACGAGAUGUUAACACACAUGUCACCGCCGCUGGGCCUCGGCAAAAAGUGUCCCGCUAAGAUUGCCUAUAAGGUACUGAAAAUACUAGCUUUUAUCACACAAACACAGUAUUUAGCUGUGAACAUUUAUCAUAGAUGUAGCAGAUUAGAGUGGAUUUAAUUCUUCCUUUUCUGUCUCUGUCCUUCGUUUAAAUCUCAGAGGUUGGUGUUGAUGAACAUGCCUGUGGAUGAGGACAUGACUGUCCACUUCACUUCCACCCUGAUGUCACUCAUCCGCACAGCUCUGGAGAUCAAAAUAGCACGAGGUCAGAGAAACCAAGAGGCUAUCAGGAUACGCAAUCAAGGGCUGCAGCUUGAGUUGAAGUUUCAUUUUUGUCCGAUAAGCAAUAAAUAGUUUUGUCCAUGAAAUGUCAAGAAGAGCAAAAACCCUGAUUAUUAUCCAAAUACUGGUUUAAUUUGCUCUCUUUUUGAUGUCAAACAUGGAUGUUUAAAAAUGCGUCUUUGCCACAGGCGGUGAGGAUCGUGUCGCUCUGGAUACUGAACUGCAGAAAGAGAUCAGCAUCAUUUGGCCUUAUCUGCCACAGAAGACUUUGGAUCUUCUGGUACCUAUCAACAAAGGUCUGACUAAAACUACAGACAAAUUACUCAAUGUAAUUCUGAGGAAGGAACCUUUAAGGUCAAUAAAACGUGUUUCUUCUCACAGAUACUGACAUGACGGUGGGGAAGAUCUACGCUUCGAUGAUGAUAAUGGACUACUUCAAACAGAACAAAGCCAAGAAACUCAGGCAACAACUUGAAGCUCAGGUCAGCUUUGAGACCUGUUGGUAACUUAAAUAAACCUUGCUGCGUCUUUUUUCUCUUGCACUAAUAAUAAAAAACUUUUUUUUUUGAGAAGGGAAGGUCCAAAAAAAUCCCAAAUCACAGCUUUAUUUCCUCCUAAAUGACAAGAGGCAGAUAUUUAAGGCAAAACUUGAUCAGUAACAAGAGAGUGGUUCACCUUGAAUGCUGUGCCAGCUUAACUCGGAUAAUGAAACAGAAAUAAGCUACAUCUGCUCAUGUGAUGUGAAAAAUAAAUGAACUGAAGCUGUGAGUUUAAAGAAAAUGGUGGAUAGGACCCAGAUGUAGACUUCACAGGUAGAAAUAGAGCUGUACAAGAGUUUUAUUGCAGAAAGACGGUGGGAUAAUUGCGAAGGGAAAAGUGUAGAAGUCAAGAGUCGAAACCAACAGAGAGCAGUUACAGCUGACCUGGAAAAAGACCGAGGCAGCAGAGCAGAGCAUCAUGGUAUUUUUAUUUGUUCUCUUAUUACAGAAGAGUAACUUGAUGUUCAAGCGUCUGGACGCAUCCACCCUCCCUGAGGACAUUCUGUCCAACACCCAGACGCUGCCCAUGAUGGGCCACAGCGCCGGCUCAGCCCUGUGAGUCUGAACACCUGCAGAUUUGCUACACUGGUACUCCUGUCUCUAUUUAUGUCUUAGUUUAAUGUUUGCUUCUGUCCAAAUACAGGACCAGAGGAGGUUUUGUGGCUUUGAGCCCCAUCUCACCACAGGAGCUAUUUAUGCAGCCCAUAAGCUCUGAUGUUGAUGUUAGUCAACAGCAGAAUUUGGUAAGAAACGACACUGAUGCAGUACGACCUUUGAUACCACAAAUAUGUCACGGAGCAGUGGUUCACAACCAUGAAAUCCCUGUUAACUUGUUACAAAUAGACCAUGUGUACAGUCCUUUAUUAUGGGCUGUUUAUUUGAUACUUUUACCCUUCUAAAUUUUUUAAACUUAACACAAUUACUUGAUGAUUUUGGAAACCUUAUAUUUUUGUCAGAGGUGCAACACAUGCCAGUGGCUCCAAGUUAAAUGACGCACUGUAGGCACAAAACAGACAAAAAUAUUCAAGUAUAGUUGAGAUAAGGAACGAGCAGAUGUAUUUUUGUAAACAAAAAAGCACAAUGCCAUUAUGAAUACCUUUAAAAAAAAUAUCUAUUUAUGCUGCUUUGGUCCAGACCAGUGGUUGGAUGUUUCCCUGCUCCAACACACCUGAUUCAAAUGAUCAGCUCGUUAUUAAACCAUGACAGAGCUUGAUAACGAGCUGAUCAUUUGAAUCAGGUGUGUUGGAGCAGGGAAACAUUCAAAACAUGCAGGACAGUGGGCCUCGAGGACUGGACUUGAGAACCACUGGUCCAGACCAUUAACCAUUUGUGGAUGGCUAGCCUCUACCUCCUCUUACAAAAGUAAAGCCAAAACACUUUUUGAAGAGAAGGUGGUUGUUAGCCAUCCAUAAAUGGUCUCCAGGGGGAGCUCUAAGUGUUUUCACUUCAGGAGAGCUCCCCCUGGAGAGCAGUUCAAUGAAAACAAUACAAAACAUGAUAUUAUUAUCAUUAUUACAAUGUACAGUUACUAGGGGUGGGAAUCACUAGUGGCCCUAAGAUCAGAUAUUAUCACGAUACUUGGGCCACGAUACGAUAUUAUUGCGAUUUUUAACAUUUUGCAAUACAGUGAGUAUUGUGAUACAAUAUAUUGUGAUUUAUACAAAUUAUUUCUACUGUUUAGCUAAUUUAGCAUUUGUCUUUUCUUUAUGUUUGGCUUAUUUACACAGUAUUUUAAAUUCAUGUGGCACAUCUUGCAAACCUCAUAUACAUUUGUUGUUCUAACUUUCUCCUGCUCUAUGGUGUCACCUCUGCUAACCUCACUGGACAAACAGUUGAUUUUAUUUUUCCAUUAUCAUAGAUUUGACCUCAUAUUCGCAAUUAACUUGCCAGUCUGAAAACAGGCGAUCUUAAGCGGUGUCUUAAUGUUAAAAAUAUCUCUUUCUCUAUUGCAGCGAACACUCACAGACUUGCUCAAUAAAAGCCGUGUUAAGCAGACCAUCAGUUUUAAAAUGCAUCCAGUGAAACAAAAACUGCUCCCAUAUCAGUGGAACCAUCCUGGAUACUUAUCCAGCACUGAUCGAGGAUAACAGUGGGUGAGGGCUUAGCUGAGUGAAUCCACUUCAGAUGUGAAGUGCAGCUUGCACCAGGCAUGAGUUAGCCUACGUCACACACUCAAAGCCAUAAUCUCUCAACAUUUCUGCCUCCUUAUAUAACACAGCAUGUUACAGUCAGGACAAUCAAACAAAAGCAGUUACAUGGAAAAGUAACUAUUAGGUGUUGUAGUUCUGUAAUAGAUCUAGUCGGUGCCUGCAAGUAAAAUAAUAGAUGUGUGUGUCAUGAGUCGCUGAUGUGCGUUGCCUUUUAAGAUUACUCUUACAAUCCUUGAUUUAAAGGUUUGAACCACUGUCCCAGAGCAAAGACCUACAGACUCAACAUUUACAAAUGACAUCUUUCUUUUUUUGAUUUCAGUGUUUAAUGCCUCACCAACAUCAAGAUGUUUUAAUUUGUAUUAAGUUGUUUCAAUGGAUGACAUUGCUGUGACCUUUCUCACUGCGUUGCAGAGCUCGGCAUUGCUGCUGUCUGUGCUCCCGUCUUUUAUUCCUGUGGAGGUUGGAUUAUCUAAGGCAGACUGUCAAACAGUCGUUUCACUGUGUCUAGACCGUCUGGUUUAACUGGUUUCACGUUGCCUGAUUGAUCAAUGACAUGAACUUAUUCUGAGAUGUCCACGUUUUUAGUCCUUGUUUUUGCACAGGAAUGUGUUCAACCCCCCCAGAAAGAUGUUGUGUGACACUCUUUGUGUAGCUAUUGGGACCUGAACCUGCAUGAUGGAAUGAACUAGGCUGACACAUGGAGUCCAUCUUUCCCUGUGAACUGUUUUUUUGUUUCUCGUCUCCUCUUGUCCACUGUUUGCUCCUCUUACUCGGCUCACACUGUUUCUAUUCCUCUCCCAAAGUCAGUCAGUCGUCUGUUGCUAGUUGUUGAUUUGUUUGUUUCUGGCUGGAAUGGCUCUGAUGGUGAUGGCUAUGAUAGAUGACCCUCAGUGAUUACAUGGCUUGUCUGCCCUCCUCUCUCCUGAAACGGACCUUCGUAUAGAGGGGUGGGCCUGAUCUGCGUUCUGUCUCUCCUUGCCCUCCUCACUUGUGUCUGUACUCACCUAGGUGGGCGAGUGCACUUUGGGGAUUGAACCCCCAAUGGAGCUUCCUGUGGGGAGGGGCCUGUGUGUGCGGGCCUCUUCCAUGCCUCGUCUGGCUGUAGAUUUGCAGGUACACACAUCUUCCUUGACCCGGCCUCUGUACUGGAUCUUGAGGACGUCAGUGGCUGCAUGGGCUCUGAUGCCAAAGUGCCUGGUUUCUAAUGUGCACGAGACGCAGAGGAGUUUAAAUCAGUAGAUUUACGCCUCGUCUUUUCUUUGUUGGGAGUUUUAUUAAGGAUAAAGGAGCUUAAACUGUGAGGUGUGACGUUUGAAUGCCGAUGCCUUGCCUUCUUACCUUGAUCUUUUUCACCUCCAGAAUAGAGGAAACUAAACCCAACAAAUCUAUUUGGAUGUUUUGCGUGUUUGCUCACCUAAGCAUGAUUUUAUCCAACAAAUUCUCUACAAUGGUCCACUUGUUUCUACUUGAAUUUACAGCACGUUCAAUGUUUUCUCUGUGCAUGUACCUUGUUCCUGCAUGUGUGUCUCGUUCCGUAUGGGUGUUUUCACAUACCAAAGCAGACAGAAGUCGCAGGCGGCUCGAUGAAGCGUUCAGUCUCCACUGUUGCCGACCAGCGGGUGAACGGACUUUGGCAGGAGGAGCCGAGUCCCGAGCGAGUGUAUCGACCUCGCCACAAAAGCUACAAGGCUGCUGGUUAGUCUUGCCACGUGAUGUGUUUUUUCAUUACAGUCAGAGAUUUUGAAUUCAAGUUCAAUUUAAGUGUAUAAAAGUAAAAAUAUCACGUGACUGACUCUGUGGCUGGAAAUACUUUUUGAUUGGAACAUUAUUGACGAUUAGGUUUGCAUCUUUGGUGGUUGACGGUACUAUAAAGUGGAUUCAUUAUUAAGUGGAAAUGCUGAUUAAGCAUUGACCUGGUUAUUACCUGGUCAUACCUCUGGUUAUGACCUGGUUAUUACCUGGUUAUGAACUGUUUUUUUCCUGGUCAUAACUCUGGUUAUGACCUGGUUAUGACCUGGUAAUUACCUGGUUUUGACCUGGUUAUGACCUGGUUUUGACCUGGUUAUGACCUGGUUAUUACCUGGUUAUUACCUGGUCAUAACUCUGGUUAUGACCUGGUUAUGACCUGGUUAUUACCUGGUCAUAACUCUGGUUAUGACCAGGUAAUAACCAGGUCAUAACUCUGGUUAUGACCUGGUUAUUACCUGGUCAUAACUCUGGUUAUGACCUGGUUAUGACCUGGUCAGCAUGAAUGCAAUUUUAAUUUAUGAAGCACAUUCAUACUAUACUAUUUGUACUUCAACAAUUUUCACUUUCAUUUAACUUCUACUUCUUCUUCAGCCCUUUAACCAAUAUUACAUUUAAACCUUCUUCCAUUUUUUUAGCAGUUUUGCAUUGCAUUUUCAGCUUUCAGCACUCAGCAUUUCCACGCAUUUUCUGCAAGGAAACGCAAUUUUCUAGUUAUUUUAGUAUCUUGGUUUGUCAAUGACACACAGAUCAGUGGUCUGAAGGUGCAAGGUUUCUGUAUUAGUAGGUGUUAAGGUGAGUUAGUUGUGCACUUUGAAAAGUCUCCUUUUUAGGGAUAAAGAAUUACAUAUUAAAGCUAACAAAGGCUUUUUUAAAUAACGCCACAGCUGCUGAUACAAAGUGUUUCUAUAACGGUUUGUUCUCCCCUUAGGAGCAACAAACUGACAGCAAAUAAGCUGAAACUUAAUAUUAAGAUAAGACCAGUCAUGAAGAAUAAAGCUUGUCUUACUUUGUGGCUGUAAGAAAAUAAGAUCUGACAAGUUUGAUUGAGAGCCAUCAAACAGAUAGCUGCCCACAUGACAGUUUGAUUAAAGGCAGCUUUUGGUUUUAUAAGAGAGGAUACCAAACCACGAAACAAGGGAAAAGAGAGGAUAAAUAUAAUCAAAUAAAGUCGUGAAAGUUUUAUCAAUGUGGAAAGGAGACGAGAUUAAACACAUGCUGAUUUGCCCUCUUAAUUCUUUGCCCUUCUUUAAGAGUUUUCCUCCUCUAAAUAUCUUUUCCCUAGUGUCUCGGUCUGAGCACUGGCAGAAAGGUGAUAGGGAGCGUGGCAGGUCAAAGGAGCGCUGCCACCUCCUCUCUCCGGGAGCAUCUCGCUCGAACUCAGAGGAAAGGAAUAUGCAGCCGUCGCGAUCAUCCAGUACAGAGAGAGCACGGCCCCAGGAUAAACAGGUAAGUCUGAGAAACUGUCAAAAAUGCUUGAAACUGGAGAAAGGGUAAAGUUGAGAUCAGAGAUAGCUCUUAAAGACCUUUUGUUGAUCAGUUCACCAGAUGACCUGAUAACAAGUCAGUUCAUAGUCACUGUUUUUGAAUUUGGUGUUUAUUUUCAUCACCAGGGUAAUAGCUCAGACAGUCCAGUGCCCUCCACCUCAGAGUCCAGCACUCCCAGCGGCCGACGUCCUUCAUCCCAGACCCCCACUCGCUCUCGCCCUCACAUCUCCUACUCCCCUCUGGUUAGCCGCACUCAUCCCUCUGUUGGCGAGGACGAGGACGAACAAGGCAGCCCGGAAACCGUAAGGCGAGGCAAGCUCACCUGGGAGACCGAAGAGGGGGUCGCUGAUGAAAUGCAGAGCGAGGAAGGCCUCCACCCUUCCCCACCUCGACGCUAUCCCUCCGAGCCGUUCCUGGCCUCCCAAGAUGACGACCACAGCCCAGAUCCCUCCGGUCCCAUGGAGACGUUGACCUUUGAGGCUGCCGUGGCCUGCGCUCUGGGACGAUCAAACACCGUCAGCUCGGCCCGCCCACGCUUGCGGACUGGCUGGCAGGUCCCCAAUGGACAUUUUAGGAAGCGUCUGGCGCAGACAGUCUCUGCAUCUGGCUGUGAUACUCUCAGCGACACAGAAGAGGACGACAGGUGCUAG
Messenger RNA from Xyrichtys novacula (pearly razorfish), 54956 nucleotides. NCBI's taxonomy places the organism in Eukaryota, Metazoa, Chordata, Actinopteri, Labriformes, Labridae. The record is from the annotation of a GenBank genome assembly.